UCGUGCUCGUGUUUGCAGCCUGUUGUGAGCGCGUGGUCGCCCGGACAGUCCGUAGUCGUUGUCGCAGUCUCCGAGUCGGCCCGAGGCGUCUGUUGUGUCGGUUUUUCGCGCGCGCAAAGGUUUAUCCGCGCCACGCACCGUGCACGAUAUCAAUUUCGUUUUGGAUACGCCGACGCGUUUAGCGAACGCGCCUACGUUUUCAUAUUGCUCCCCGCGUCCGUCGUUUUCUCCCCUCGGAUAUAUUAUGGCCAGCACGUCUUCGGGCCCGUGGUCGCCGUCGACCAGCCAAAGUAAGUACCUACCUACCUACCUACUUACCUAGAUACCCGUAGCGUUGGUUUUACAGGACGUAUAUACGCCGCAGAGUCAUAUUCCGCCGUGUCGGUAAUCUGCGCGAGCCCGAAUUUAUUACUAUUGUAUUGGGGCUGUGCCGCGGUUUAGCGUCCCUCCCCGGAAAUUUCGAAUAAUGUAUACGUUAUUACACUGUUACGAAAAACUGCGGAUUCUCAUACGGGGUUCCUGCCUCUCCCCACACGCGGGUUAAAAUAAACACUAUUCGCCCCCGUACGAUCCGCGUGCGUGUUCAAGUAUCGUCCAAGUCGUUAGUAUAGUCAACAUACAUAAUCUAUUUAUAGUAUUGUUAUUAAACUACAGUUUAAUCAAAAUAAAUCUGUAUAAUAUGUACUGUUCACGUCAAAAAAACUGUACCUUGUAUACAUUCAAUAUCAAUUCCAGCCACUUAGGAAGUCACUUAUCCGUAGGCACAAAUAAUCCAAACAUUUGUUUUGGGGAAAGGGCUUAAGCCCUCACAGUAUUGAUUAUGUAUGCGUCGAAAUUAAGAAAAUAAGAACAUGAUUUUGGGGAGGUUCGACUGGGUGUUAUUAGAUAGAGUCAUGGGGACACCGCCCCCUCCCAUAUUCACCAAUUUAUGAUUCCACAAAUAUAUGUUUUAAGUCAUAGUGAUUUUAUGUUUUAUGAAUACCAAACAUUUAUAAAAUUGGGUUCUUCACAUAUUUUAAUAAUACAUUAUACCUUUUUUCUAUUUAUCCGUCAAUACAAGAGAACACUAGACUAAUGAUCAAAAUGCCGAGCCAUGUAAACCAUGUGAAAUUUAUUCGACAGAAUUUAAGAGUCGGCGGGAUUUUUUUUUUUAAAUUUAUACAAUUAACAAAUUAUCAAUUUAAUUUCAUCUUCUUCGUAAAAAUUGUGGUUUAUUGAAAUGUUUGCUGGUUACCUUAACACUGAAUAUUUAAUACAUGAAAGUCAGUGGUCGAAGUGGUGGGGAACACGGGGGAUGACAUCCCACCACUUAUUAUAAUCUAUAUUUUUCAUCCCUCCACUUAUUUGUCCAAAAUAAUACACCCCUCUUAUAAUUAUAUACAAAGAUUAUCGAUCUAUAUUGGUGUUUUUAUAUCAUAAUAAAUCAUUAUAGUCUAUAGACUAUAGUAAUGACUAAUGUAUAAAUAGUUUGGUUUCUUAUAUUUGUUUUUAAACCUAUUGUAUAAUAAUAUAGUGCAUACUAUUAGAACCUAUUGAUAAACUGUAUGUACUUAAAUUAUAUAGUUAUGUAAAUAUGUUUCACGUUUUAAAUAAAAAUAUAAUUAUAGGUACGUGUAAAUUUAAAUACAUCAACAAAUAAAAUACCAAACUGAAAAACAAAAAUUUAUACUACAUAUAAAAUUGCAUUAUAAAAAUAAGGUACAGGGUUAUAGGGUUCAACUCAUAUCUCCAUCUCCAAUCACUUCCACGUAUAUAAUCUAUAAUAUUAGAAUAGUAUAAAAGUUCAGGCAUCCCUCCACUUAUUUUGAGCCGUCACUUUGACCACUGAUGAACGUUAAGGUAAAUUAGUGAAAUAAACUUAACUCAAUAUAAAUAUAUAUUUAAUUUAUAUUAAUAACAAUAAACCUUUAAUUAAACAAUAAAGUAUCAGUUGGCAAUAAUUCAUAUUUUUAGUCUGGGGAUACCACCACCUAAUUGGUUAUGAGGCCAUCGCCUCAUGAAAUACCCUAUUGUGCCGCCACUGUCGACAGUUAUACGUGGUACUGUCAAAUCCAGAAAUUAUUCAUUGGAGGUGGGGGUAUUAAAAUUGAACCACUAUCAACUACCAAGUUUAGUCGUAUUUCAUAGAGCAGCAUACCUAAUACACCAUAUUAUUAAUGAUAUUUAUUUUGUGUUAUUAUAUACAUUGGGUGGGAGGGGGUAAUUAUCAUAUUACUUCCCACCUCCGUCUUAGAUCCACCACUAGUACUACCUCCAUGAUAUUUCAAUAUAGCGUUUGAAAGUUUAAAACCAUUUAGUUUUAAUACUAACAAAACCACCUAUAGCGAUUAUAUUCAAAUUAAUCUUGUGUUUGAAAUUAAUUUGAGUAGCUAUUUUGUUGUUAAGUAUUAGAAUAUUUAUAUUUUAUACCUUUUAUAGUAUCGUAUACCAUUUGUAUCGUUUGUAAAUUAUACCAGCUGUCCUUAACCGGUGGUGCCGGCCAGUUAUUUAUUCAUUUUAAUGUUUGUGUCUUUUAAAAAUGGAACUUCCUUGUUUGUCAUAUCCAAAUUUAAUAAUAGGUACCCUAUAGGUGGUUAAUUAUAAUAACUGUGUUGUUUUACUCGAGCAACUAACGGAAAUGGAAAAUCACCAAAAAAAAAAAAAAAUUCGCUGGUAUUUAAAGCCUACGGGUGCUAGGUGUUUCUUACCUCCCACAAUGAUAUUUUUAUAAGAUUAUCGAAUUAUUAUCAUAUUUCUUCAGAUAUUUUAUAAUAUAUAUGUAUAUUAUAUAUUUUGUCGUUAUAUAAGUCUACGUUGCUAGACAUUUAAACGUUAGGUACCGGAUUUCUUGAUUUUGAUAAGGAAAUUGAACUGUACAUCAAUUUUUACACGACGAUAAAUGGGCCUAAUUUAAUAAUUAAUAAAUUAUAAUUUAACUCUUGAAAAAGUACAUUUUUAUCAACAGUUAAAAUUUAAAAUAUGGUUUAUGCAACUGAUUUUAUUUUAACUCCAGAUAAACGAGUUUAUCUUUGUGUAAAUAUUUGGUACAAUCCGGCAUAAUAAUCAUAAAGUGUAAAAAUAAAAGAGAACUUUUUUGGUUUUUUUAUUAUCAAAAUCGACAUUUUAAUUACAUAGCUAGGAUAAGAAAAGGAAGCAUCAAAGAAAAAUAAAAUACACAAUUGUCUUUGUUGUGUGUUGAUUAAUAUAUAAUGUGAUAUACUACAGAAUGUAACCGUACUACUAUUUAACAAAUGUAAUAACUUUGUUUCUUUUUAAACAUUUUUAAGCUUUUUUUUUUGUUCAUAAUAAUUAUUAGAGUUUUAUGCUAUAAUUAUUAUAUUUUUUUAUUUUAUUACUUUAAACUAAAAAAAAAAAAAAUAGAUUUUUGAUAUCUUAGAGUUAUUUUAUAACAUUUUUUUUGAAACAAUUUUUGGUUUUUAAAACUAUCAUUAGGUUAUCAUUAAUUUUUAAAAUUUAUUGAAAUUAAAAUGUAUAUCUUGUUAGUUUUUCCAACGAUAAACGAUAAGCAUUUAUCAGAUUCACAGCUUAAAUCAAUAUAAUAAGAAUAUUAUCAAAUUGUAUAAUAUUUCAUGGACAAAUCAAAUAACCCAUUUUAAAAUUUAAGUGCGCAAAAAUGUCAUAUUUUACAAAUUUUAAAAAUCAUUUAAAAUUAAUUGACUCAACUUCAGUAAAAUUCGCUGACACCAUAAUUUUUCUAAAAAUAGAAUUUAUAAAAUGGCUACCUAUCUCGAUUUUUUUUUUAUUUUAAAUCAAAUUUUAUACUUUUUAUUUUUAAUUCCUAAACAUUCAAAUUUAGCUAAAAAAUAUUUAAGUUGUAGCGCUAAUAUGUUAUAAUAAUUUUAAAAAAAACUCAAAAAUGUUUAAUAAAAAACCAGUUAUUACAAUUGUUAAAUAGUCCUGUUAAACCUUGUAUAUAUAUAUUUUAUUAGCUUGUAAUUUGUAGAUAUGCCUUUUAUUAUGCCGUACAUUUCAGUUGACGUACUGAGAAGCAGGUAUUUCGAAAAGUGCACGUGACUGAUAAAAAUACGCUCACGUACGGUUAUUUUCGAUUUUGUGCAUUAUUAUAUGUCUCACGGAUAUACUCUGUCGUUUUUGUUGCGAUCUAUAUUUAAUAAAAGUCAAUACAAUUAAGUUUUGCUCGGAAAACUUGUUAUUUUUUCUGGUCAUACGUUGUACAGUCUGUACCAAUGUACAUAUUAUAGGAUGUGACAUGAAUAAUGAUAAAAAAAAAAAAGUUCUCUGUAGGUAUACGUAUAUAUAUUUUUAUAACUAUAGAGGCAGUACAGUCUAUACUGGAAACAAGGGGUACAUAACAAUAACUUGUUUUGUUGUUACAGACUUGUAACUUGGCUACCGCAGUGAUUUAUUGUAUUCGUAUUGGUACCUAUAGUUUUUUAUAUUUCAUUUUUUUUCCUACCUUGAUGAUCAGCAUGUCGAUUGUCAAAUUGUCGACAUGUAUGUAUAAUAUUUGUACCCAAGAUAGGCAGAACGAGCGGAGUCCAAUUUCAUCAAAAUUAACGUUAUGUUGUUUUUUUUUAUUAUAUGACAUAUUGUCAUGCGUAUAUGUUUACCCAUUUUCAUUUUAAUCGUAAGCAGCACGUAUUCACAAAGCUAUUGAUUAAUCAAACAUGCGUAAAGAAGUAUAGUCUAAUUUCAAUUUACGAACAAUUAUGGUCCAAGUUCGGGUAGCAUAUAGAAAUUAAUGGAGUCCAAAAGUUCUUGUGCGAUUUAUCAAUUCGACCAAAGUCCAAAAUAUUUUAAUUAAAUCAUUAACAGUAUACAAUAAUAACAUGAUUGAAUAAUUUUUUAGAUUCUGAGCGAGUGAGGAAUAUAUGCCGUAUUUCUUUUAUUAGGAUGUAUUUUAUUUUAUUUUUUUUUGUGUCAAUAAACAACUCUUUUACCAGAAAUAUUGUUUCAAUCAAAAACUGUAUAGGAAUUUUAUUGGUGCAUUGAGGAAAUUAUUUUUGAUUUUCAUCGUAGUUCUCUUAAUAAACAGUUUUUAUUUUUAGCAAAAUACAAUUUGUUACCAUUUUUUAUUAGCUUUUAAACCUAUACAAAAACCGUACUUGAUAUAUUCUGUCUUUAAAAUAUAGAAAGGGGUAUUUAUUAAAAAGGAAUGAUUUAAGUAUUACAAUUUUUUAGUUUUUAGAUUUGAUUUACGACUCGAAGCCGAAACAGUUUUUGCUCAACAAAUCUUCCUAUAAUGCGAUUAAGUAAUAAUAUUUUGCGUUAUAAAUUCGAAUCUUAAUCGUGCACGUGUGCGUAGUCUUUGCGUUAACGGUAAUGUAGUCAUUAAAGUUGUUCGGUCGAUUUUAUUAACGCUGACGAUAUUCAGCAAACAGCCGCCCAUUAUGUAUAAAUACGUAUUAUGAUACAGGUACUUUAUAUCGAAUACACAGACGUACCGUGUAUUGGACUCGGCGUGUAUAUGUAUACAAGCGAAUGUUGUCUCGUCAAUUCAAAAGAUUGGAAAUCGAAACGUAUUAUACACACUACUUAAUAUAUACACUAUACAGUUAAAUACAAUGUACCUACCUAUAUAGUAUAUAUAUAUAUAUAUAGGUAAACGAAACCGUUUGAAGUUUAUACUAUUAUAAAAUCACGAUUGACAAAAUAAUAUUGCAUUUUUGUUCCACUUUUUAUUCGCGAUUUUCUUCAAUGAUACAGUUAGGUACCUGUACGUCAAAGAGACUUUUUCUUCACUUUCUAAAAUAUAAGCAUAUUUAUGUACUCUAUAUUAUACGAUCAGCUUCUCAACGGGUUGUAUUAUAUACAUUAUUAAAUAUUGUUUCACUUAACAGAGGUAUAAUGAAUAAACGUAUACGCUUUAAUAUAAUACAACGUGUACAUUUUAAAAAACCAAUAAAAUGUAUUUAAACCAGAAAACAUGUAGAAUUAUAAACGUUGUAUAAGAAUAGUGCCCUGGUAAUGUAUCGAAAAGAAACCUAUUGAUAUUUAUUUGAUGAUGGAAAUAUGAUAAUACAUGUAAACGUUUUUAUUAUAUCAUAUAUUUGCAAAUUAUUAAUAUUUUAUUGCAAAACUGUGUGUUUUUUUAAAAAAUUAUUAUCCUAUGAUUUUAUCUAAGAUAUUUAUCUAAGAUUUAAUGAUAAAUUGAAUAAAUUAUAUACUAUAAGUAACUGCGUAACUAUACCAAUUCCUUACAGUCGAAUAAUAUCAUAAUCGGUCUAUUUGCUUGGCCUCGGUCCUUUGAUUUCUGGCUACAUCGCGAUCGGUCAUGUUAUUAUUAUUGCAGAACAUUACAGAACACGACUUCACCUGUAGGUUACUCGAUGUUAUUAUCAUUAUGGGUAUGAUUUAUGAAUAAUCAUAUAACUUUGGCGAGGUUUUAGAAUAAAUUGUAAUGUAGCUGUAUAAGUAUGUAUAAUAUAUAUGCAGUUCGAAUAGCGUAUAGCACAAGGAACAACAGCUAUUUAGUAAUAUUACUAUAGUAACCUUAGUGCACAUUUUCUUUUAAUAUAUUUUUAUUUAUACAUACCUAAAUACUUACUUAUAGUGCUGUGUUUAAGUAUCUAUUUUUAUUUAUUAUGAUUUUGAUUAUUAUCAGUUUUUAAUUUUUUUCCUUUUGCGCAAUACUCGCUGUCUAAUAUUAUCCUAAAAAAUAACGCGUAUUCUUAAAAUAUUUAGGAUUGACAUUAUUCCAUUGAUUUUUUUUAAAUUAUUAUAAAUAUAUGUGUAUAUCAAUUAUUAAAUCGUUUUUAAUUAUAAACUAACAAAAUUCGAAAAACUAUAAAAAAAAAAUAUAUAUAUAUACACAGAUAUGAUCUUAUUUCACUUUGAUCAUCUCGGUGCAGGAUAAUGGUAUACAAUAUGAGUGAUGAAAAACUAUUCUUAAAGCUUGUUUUGGUUUUUAAAAUUUUCAAAAAUUCUAACACUGAUAUUUCAACUAAACCUUCAUUGAUUUAUGGACUUUAUAUAUAUAUAUAGUUUUAGUAUAAGUUGCAAUUUUAUAAGAAAAAGUUGAUAGUAAUUUCAUACCACCAAAUAUAGGUUAGGCUAAUGUAAAAUUCGAGUCUUAAUAUAAUUUCCUAAAUAACGACGAGUGUUGUGUUUUAAAAAAAAUACCGUGUUCAUCGUGACAGCGUCGUGACUUAUAGCUUCUAUUUGUAUUGACGACUGAUGAGUCUAGUUAUGUAUAUUAUAACUAAUCGGUUAUCGUAAAUGUAUUAUAUUGACAGUCAUUGCAAAAAUAUAUAAUAUAGUGCGUAUAUAUGUUUAGUUGCUAUAUAUGUUAAAUAAAAUUCACACGAUUUAAUUUUUAUCUUUUUAAAACAGGUAUUAUCGUGUAAUCGAUACGAAUUGAAAUCCGUUUAAUUUGUAUUGAAAACUUAGGUGUAGGACGUAAGUGUCAAUAAAAAUAAUUAUCUAUUGAAUGUGUUAUAUUAGACGAUAUUUUUGCUGUUGAUUCAAGUUGUGGUAUAUCGUCGCAUACAAGCGUAAUAUUUUAGGGUAUAACUUCCCCCUCCCCUUAGUAUCGAUUAAAAAAACUAUGCACACAGAUUUUAUGGGGAUUUGAUUUGAGAGGGCUCGGCUUAGUUUCGAAGAAGAGGGUUGUUUGCGCCAAUGUAUAUUUUUUUAAUUAUCGUCUUUUUCAAAAGAUACUGUAUACAGGAGUAACCAGGAUUUUAUACCGUAUUAUUUACAUCGGAAUUUCAACAUCUAUUGCCGUCAUCGAUAAACAUGAAAGAGAAAUGUGAUUUGUUUAGAAGACUGUUUUAAAAUGUCGGAAAAAAUAACAAUAUAAACUGCAGUGUAUUUGGAACGUCGGAAAUGAAAGUCUGAAAGACCAAUGGCCCGGAAAUUUGGAAAUUUACGACAUUCGUCAUUUCCGAUCGGGAAUUGAUAUAUUAUCGUUUUUACUCGGUCUUUCUUGCAUCAUAUAAUAAUAUAAUACCUAUAUAAUAUCAAAUGAAUUUCGUCGUAUACGUAUUAUAACGUAUUUAUAUUUAAAUUUUUCGAUUGAAAUAAAAUACCAAAACAAAACGGAACCUCUAUCUAACAUCUAUACCCAUGGAACAAUAACUACAUGACUUGUAUAUCAUUUGAAUUUUGAUGCGCACGUAUUUUUAUUUGUAAAUACAAUUUCAAUUAAUCAGACUAUAUAAAUACUAUCCUGUGUUUUACAUUAUAAUACUUAUUAUUGGGUAUUAUUCCAGAUAUUAUUGUGUAUGGUGCUUUGCACAACUGCAUCGACCGCUACAACAGUUUUUUGUUUGUAUCGGUUUACACGUGCACUAUAUAUUUUAUAUUAUACAUGUAACAAUGUCAAUGUGCAUUUCAUUGUUUUAAAAUUACCGGGACACAUCGAGUAAACCGGCCAUAUUUUUGUUUUUAAUUUAGUUUCGAUGUCAAAAUACGUCAAUCAUACACAUAUUAACUGUUGUACAGUGUGCGUUGUGUUUUAUAUGGAAUUAAAUGAUUAUCAGCCGAAAAUAGAAGCGUUAUAUACCAACGUUCUGAUUCUAAACCGCUAGUAUGGCGGAAAGAUCAUAGAUUGUACGCGAAGGAAAUAUCGUUUUACACAAUAUACACAAUAUAAUAACAAAAAUACAAAAAUGUGUGAAUAAAUACACGCGUUGACAUAACUCGGGACGGUUUUAUAAAGCAAUACUUUCGUGACUGCGUAAUGUCGAAGACCAAAUUCAAGUGUAAAUACAAACAUUUUGGGACAUGCACAACCGUUAAAAUCCGAAAAAUUGCAUUUUUUCUUUGAGAACGAUUCAGAUGUGAAAUAGACCGAAACACCAUUUGAAAAGCAUUAUAUCAAAAACAGUCUAGAAGUUAUUUUAGCAUAAGAAUCGAUCAUUAACCUAACUAUAUAUAGUGACUCUGCUUUUAAGAAUACCUCCAAUAACAUCUCAAUGUUUUAGCUGGAAAUGAUAAUUGAAUACUCGGCGUUCUCCACACAAGCUUUAAAAUUUUUUAUCACUUUCCUUUCAACAUUUCUAUAUGUGAAAUUAAAUUGUACCAUUUAUUAAAUACAAAAAAAUAAAUAUACUGUAUAGAAAUAAAUUGAACGUGGAAAAUGAUUUGAGACUAAAUUAUUAAUAUGAUGCAUGCUUGACUAUAUUGACGAUGUUUUUGACAAUUCCAAAUUACACAAAAAUCUCAUUAGAGUAUUUGACCUUUUAUAAUCUUUAUAAUACUCAAUAAUAAUUUCACCGAAAAAAUUAAUUUAUUACAUUUUACUUAUUGUACAACGAAUGCUUUUAUUUUCAUAAUUAUUUAUUUUUUAUAAUAUUAAAGCUUAAAACUAGAAAUAUUAAAUAUCUAAAUAUGUAUAAUGACACAUACAUUUUUCGAUGAGUUUUCAAAAUUUGUACGCGUUGUCAUUCAGAUAAAAAAACGUUGAGAAUUAUGCCGUUCUAUGUUGAUAGUAUAAAAUAUACGACUGCAUACUGUAUGUAAAAAAAACAUACACACUAUAGCUUCUUAAGGUUAAUCUAAAAUUUGAUUGUAAAAAUGGCAAAAAAAAAAUAUAUUUUUAACGUUUGAUAAAUUCUUCAAUAGUUCAUUGUUUUAACAUCUUUUUUUUUAUAUACUUUAAACAAAACGUAUAUUUUUCAUAUUCCUAUAGUUAUUUAUUUCUUAGAGCGCUAUGUUUGUCAUAUACUAAGAAGGGUAUCGAUACUGGCUGUGUUUUCUGUUAAAAUAAAUCAAGAAUAGACCAAGAAUGACAAUUGUACCAAUUUUACCGACUGUCCUAGUAAUCGGAUAAAAUUUCUGAAAAUAUGCUUGAAUUCUUCACCAAAAUUUACCUACUUGAAAACGAUUUGCUUCCACACAACUAUACUUAACUAAGAUAGUUGCUUCUUACAAUAGGCCAAAGGUUGAUAUUUAUAAAAUGUUACCUAUAUAUAAAAAAAACCUUCUCGGCCGAACCCCUUCUCCUUGAAUGGGUAUCAGGCAGUAGAUUGUAAUAUAUCUCAAGCAAUAUCUCAUCAUUAGGUGGUUAUUAAAAUGUAAAAACAAAGUACGAAUUUUACAAAAUUGGAGACAAUGAGGAAAACCGUCAACAAACCUCUUAUAAACGGAAAGUUUUCGGACAAAGAAUUAUUUGGUUAUUUUUAUUAGGAUGUAUAAUAGUUUCGAGUUCUAAUAAAGAUAGGUUUAAGAGAUAUAUUUAAACAUUUUUUAUUAAUAGUUAAUUUUGUAUUUUGAAAACUUGUGUGUAGGUACCUAUAAUCAAUAAUUAUACAGUUCAAUUCAAAUUGAUUGAUUUUACCUUGUGAAUUUUAUAUAUUCGUCUUUGGAGUAGAAAAAUAAAAUUAAUGUCCGAUUACAUAAAUCGAUCGAAUUAAAAUAUGUAUGUAUAUACAUUGCAAUCGUGUCGUAACUACAUUAUUUUAUUAUUAUUUAUAUGUUCAAAAUUAGGUACGUGAUGAAAAAAUACUAGUACUAAAAAAUUUAUAUUAUUAUUAUCCGCAUCGUCUUCACCGCAGUAUGUGAAUUAUGUGCAUUUUCGUUAAUAUUCAGAAUAUAUAUUUGAACCGUGAAAUGCAGGAAGGGUACAUGUUCAUAUUGUAUAUAAGAUAAAGACAAAAAUUUAAGUAAUUAAUAUCUGAAAAAAUAAAUUGCAUGAUAAUAAUGUUAUAGUGUUAAAUAUUCAUUGAAUAUGUGCUAUUUCUGCAUUUAGCGAUUCAUUUAAAUGGUAAUUAAUAAUUUAUGUGUAUUUUAUAUACAAUGUAUACUACAAUAAUUGCGAUUGUAUUGUUACAAAAUAUUAAAAUAAUAAUAACGUUAUCGCGUUGCGAAAAAUGAUCAAAUAUAAAAACAUGUUUUAAUGCCAUAUUUCAUCCUUAUAUAUAUUUUUAUGGAAAAAAAUUCCAAUUGGUAUUAUAAAUUGUAAUUAAAAACCAUUUUGAAUACAAAUUCUUGAUUGCAUUCAAAAUUAAAUAAUAUUCAAAUGUUUUAAAUUACUUGAUUACUUUUUGCAUACAUAAUAUGAAUACUCGUUAUUGACAUGAAAUGUUACAAAUAAAUGAUAAACUAUUAUAUAGCUGGUUUUACAGUUAAAAUGCCAUGUAAAUGCGUGACUUAUAAUAUAAGUACAUAUAAGUACAUAAUAUAAGUAUAUAUAAUACAAUAUAGUCGUAAAAAGUUUGUAAUAAUUCAACAUUAAAACUACACAUCGAGUACAGUAGAAUUGAUAAAGUGGCAUAAAAUUGUCUUCACAAAAAUAGUAAAUUUUAAAAUUACAUUUUGUGAGGUACACGUGUAUAAACAUUUUUAAAGCUUACAAAAUUUACUUUUACUAUUUCAGUUUAAAAUUAAUCGAGGUUCUACAGCAUUGUAGUACGAAUAAACAAAAUUAUUGUAUACCUAAUAUACUUAAUUUUAAAGGGUGAGACUAUAACUAGAUGCUCUUCUCACAUCGUUAUUUUAAUUUGAGUUUACAAAUAACAAAUAUUGCGCCUAUUUACGUUUUACUGUUUUCCAAAUAUUCUGAGAAGAAAUUUGAAAAAGAUUUUUCUAGACUUAUAAUAUCUACCAUUUGUGCUCUGCAUUAACAACUUAACACGUCAAUAAUUCAUUCAUAAACUGAUAAAAAAAGUCAAUGUAGUAAGUGGGAAGAUUUAAGUUUGAAAGCUGUAGGAUAUAGGAUAAUCAUUGUAAUAAAAAAAAUUAAAAAUCUAAGAAAAUAAAUAACCAAUUUAUCAAUGUUUGUAUUGUCAAUUUUAUAAAUUGUAUAGAAAACUAUUGACAAUCUAGACAUUUCUAUAAGUAUAGUACCACAGGUGAACAUUUUAAAAUAGGAGUAUUUCACUCACAAAAAAGAGAUACAUUAUAGUAAAUCUAUUAGUUUUUCGCUUCAUUUAGAAACUAGACAAAAAACAAUUAAGUAUAAAACUUUUUAAGCAUGUUAUAUAAAAUGUUUACUAAAAUUGUUUAAAAGUAUACAUGGAUAACAAUGAAAAACAUGAAAAACAAAAGGCACACACACACAACACACACCAUUGUAAAAUUAAUAGUUUUUUCGCUCCACCGGGUUCUAUCUAAAAUUAAUUACCAAAACAAUGAUAUUAUUAUAGAAACAAGAUUUUUUUUUUGUAUACUACUUACAGUUCUUGGCGAUGUUAUUUUUUUCUCUUUAGGUUAAUUAAAAAACGUAUGUGUCCGAAAACAAAACAAUUUUUCCCGCGGUGAACACUGGAUGAUGAUGUCUGAGAUUUCCGACGUUAUUCCUAUUUACGAAAAUACUAGGUAUACACUUUCAGAGUUUUCCGAUGACAUCGACAAUAAGUUGUUAGUAUUAUGACGUAGCAGUAGUGUUUUGUGAAGAGCUACGGUCGGUGAUUUUUUUUCCGCAGUUUCUUUUCGGUUUUUUUUCUUCUGUCGAACAACGGCUUAUUUCGUACCGUCGUAUACACAACAUGAAUAUACGAUUUUAUUCCACCCCCCCCCCCCCCCGGAUCGAAAAAAAAAAAUCGCGGACAUGACGAAUCGCGCGAGGACCGCCGAAAAAAAAUGUGGUCCGUGCCUAAUCGCCGACGCCUUCUGCGCGCGUGCAACCGACGCCGACGACGACGCCGCUAAGGAAACGUUAUAGAACAUAUAACAAUAUACAGGGCGAUAUCAUAAUAUCUAUGGAAAUUUCCAGUGAUUUUUAUUGGAAAUUUAAGUUUCGUUUUGUCGACCAUUUUCUGACAUUAUUUUAACAUUUCAGAACGGUUUAUUGAUAUCGUUAAAAUAAAAAAAAAAAAAAUCAUACCCCUAUUCAGCGUAAUAUACUAAAGGCCAAUUUGCGAUAAAAUAAUCAUCCUGUAUAUUUGUGCACACAGUGCCUGUAUAAUGUUACGCGGUCCCGUUUUCCAUCGGACUUAAUGCUCGGGCAACCGCAACACAAUUAUUUUAAACGGCUGUACGACUGUGCGUGCAUUUUAUUACUGUACAGUCGCGUUAAAUGGAAAAAUGAAAAAUACGGAUAUUGUCGUCAGUUUUUUUUUUUAUUUAUUUUUUUUUUUUUGUUCUUCGACGGUACUUUGUGUACGUGCAAUGUCGUCCACUCAACGGCCGAACAAUUGCAAUUCCGCUUCGCCACAACCGAUUGUAUACAUAUAUACAUGUGUAUAUACAGAACAAUAUACUUUUGCUGUGCGCAUUCGCAUUGUCUGACAUUCCAAGGGGGCGAAAGCGCGUCGGAUUACGCGACGAAAUCGAUUCGCGAGCGUCUCUUCCGUUGCGGGCCGACCGCCGCAGUAAUUAUCAAUUUCAAACGGAGUUUUCUCCGCCUUUUAGACUCAGAGAGACGAUGAUAAUAUGUUAUAAUAUCGUGGUUAGGUCAGGUUAGGGCGUUUAGUAAUUUUUAUAUUUUUUAUAAAUAAUUUUUUCGGGUUAGUAAAAAUGAAUCGUUCUCUUUAUAUAAUAUACCUAUAUGAUUGGGCAAAAUACUGAAAACAAGUAUAUUGAUUGGAAAAUGAAAUGCAUUCAUUGUAUGUAUCUCGGUACAAGAUACACGAUAAAAAUACAAAAUAUACAAGAUAUAUAAUUUAUAAGAUAUUUUCAGUUUUUAAUUUUCGUAAUAGUUAAUUUAGUGAAUAUUUUGUUAUAAUUUACAACAAAUCAAAUAACUAUUCGUUUAAUUAUAACAACCUACAAUUUUGAAUAUUAAAAAUACAAAAUAAAAUAGAAUAGAAUAAUAAUUAAUUAAUAUAGGUAGUAAAUUUAUGUGAACAUUUUAUAUUAAACAUAAUCGAAACAUCUAUUUUGAUGUAUAUUAAAUGUUAUUUUUAGUUUUUUAUUUUAACUUCUUUUCUUUACCAAUAACAAAAAAUGUUUAUGUACAAAUAUUUUAUCUUCUUUUAGCACAAAAAUAUUCUCAAACCAAGAUACAAGAUAGAUUACAUAUACUGAAAAGAUACAAGAUAUUAUUUUAGUUAUAAUCCAUGUAUCUAGCUCUAAUAAUAAUAUAAAUUACACAGAAUAUGUUGCUUUAAAAAUCACACGCAAAUUAUUAAGAAAAUUGUUGGAAAACAUUUGAAUUUAUAUAGGCGUAUUUAUUUAUAUUGUUUAACUAUUAAACAAAAAUAUUUUAAUCUAAUUUUUGAUUUUAUCAUAUUUUUUCUUUCUUGUUAUUAAUUUACUCUAUGGGAUUCUGUCAUUUGUUCGCACACAGUUAUUAGCAUUUCUUUUUCGAUCUCUAUUUUUGGACUUUAUUUACUAUUGUACAACUUUUUUUUGUCCUCAUUUUAUCGGAACAAUAGAUAAAAGUUCGACUUUCUAAAGACUUUUCUCUUUAGAAAUGUCCAUUUCCAAAACGUUUUUCAGCCGACCAUGAAGAAUACUACAACUGUAUAUACUUAAACUUUUAUAGGAUUAAUUUUUUAAAACUAUUUUUAGUUUGAAAACAUGAAGUUUUACCAUUUUAACCGUUUGUAAACAUUGUAGUUUUUGUUCAUUCAGGCGGUAAUUCAUAAAAUAAUGUAACUUUUAGUCUACGUAAUAAUAUCGUAUAUAUUUCGCGAUACAACCUGUAGGCGCAGUUAUUGUUACCUACGAACACAAAUUCCUUAUUGCAUUCGAAAUUUUCGAGUCACACAUUUUUUCUAUAAUAUCACGUUAUUCAAUCUUUAAAAUCUCGGAUAAAGUCUUUAUUUUUUUUUCCUAUCACAUAUUUUAAUAUUCUAAACACGUAUCUCAUCAAUGUGAUUGUAAGACGGAGUAUAAUAAUAUAAUUUAUAAUUCAAAUGUAUCAACCACCAGCGCGGCGGCGCUUUUUAACUGCAUAGAUUACAUCAAAAGAUUUAGGUAUACCGACAAAUAAAUUAUUAACGUGUACCUAAUGACUAUAAAUUGAAUAAUAUUAUAAUGUCUUGCAAUAAUGUCUUGAUAUAAUAAGGUACCCACCAUAGUUAGUUAAUUUAUUUAUUCGUUUAGAUAGUAUAUAAUUAUAGUAUUUGUUUAAUAUAUUAUAGGUUAGGUUUAAAUAUAGGAUAGAUUUUAACCCAAAAUCCUCAACGGCACAGACUUAAUAAGUUAAGAGAUCGAAUUUUUACCCGCAUUUACUGUCUCAGUCUUACAAACGGGCAAAUUGUAAAAUUACGUUACUUAAAACAUAAAUUGUUACAUUUAGGUGAACAUUGGAGUUUAAACACAAAUAACAAAAUUUAAAGAGGAGAUUUUUUUUGGACAAAAUGGCAUACACAUCUAAAAUAUUGAAUCUAAAGACAGAAUAUUGGAAGUUCGAUAAGAUCUCAAUGUCGGAUUUUGAAAUUUUUAAUUAAUGGGGGGCUCAUAAUAGAAUUUUGGAAUUUUGAAAUUUGUUUUCCUUGUAGAUUUCUGGGUCGCCCUCGUUACACGAAAAAACCUGAAAGCAUUUCAAAUGUAAUCAGUUAGCCGAGUACCACUAAGAAUUUUUUUCCUUUAAAAAUCCUAGAUCCUACUCGGCUAAACCUUAUCAAUUUCUUACCUUCAAUAAGGCGUGAAGUAUUUUACAUUUAUAUAUUAUAUUUUGUUUAAAUAUUAUUUAAAGUGUUAAGCACUUUUAAUAUAUGUAAUUUAAACAUUAUUUAGUGGAAAACUUUUUUCUUCAAAAUUAUACAAUCUGAAACGUGUUCGCAUUUAUUUGAAUAGGUAAGUUUAUAUAAGUAUAGAAAAUAUUUUAUACAAUGAUAAAAAAAUAAAAUAUAAUUAACAAAAAUAUUUUCGUUGGCUACCUAUAGGUAGUACUACGUACGUAUAUAAUUAUAGCGAACAAACACGCAAUCACGUAAUGUCUAUGAUGCAUUAUACACUCUGCAGCUUAAUACUAAUAUAUGUUGUAUAUAUAUUUAAAAAAAUACUAUAUAACACAAUUCGAGUUCUAAAUACUUUUUCCAGUUGGAAUAGAAAUAAUGCGACCUAUGUUUGUAGACCUAUGAAAUAUAUGAAAUUAUAUUACACAACAACUGUAGAAAAUCUCUAUAGUUUAUAGUAUAGAAUUACGUAGUUAUAGAAUAGCGAUUUUUUUAUAAGACCUUGUCAUCGGUAGCCGGUACGCUUUUUCGCAAAAGAUGUUUGAUGUACGCAAUUCGAAAUAAACGACGAAAAAAUACGUAGUCGUUGAAUAAUCGAGGGCGUGUGCAUACUGAAAAAUAUAUUAUUAUAAUAUCGUAUAGUACCUAUAUUAUUUAUAUACGUGUCUAGAUUUAAUAAUAUUACAGUUUCCAAGUAAACUGAUUUGAUCUUAUGAUAUACUAUCAACAUAACGCUAGACGCUCAUUAUCUCGGAAAGUAUUAACUUUUUUCGGAAUUUGUUUCUUCUUUUGUGUACUUCACUCCGAAGAAAAAAAAGAAAUACCAAUUUGUUCGUGCUCCCGCAUAGCGAUGCAAAUAUAUUUUAUCAUAUGCAAUGCCUAUAAUAUAUUUUUUUUCUCUGGCACAAACAAAAAACACAUUCGGCGUUCUCCCCCCCCCCCCAAUGUAGCUAAUGUCUGGAAAAAUUACCCAAGCAUAAGUUCGUAGCACUUUUUUAUACAUAAAUUUAUUUCACGGUGCGCCUUUCUCGUUAUUUUAAUAAUCUUGUAUUUUUCAAUAACGCGCUUUUACGUAUUACCUAUGUAUGUAUUUUUACUUUAGUGACCUUUUCUAAGUACAACUUUUAAUACAGGCCCCAACCCUAUACGCAAUGCAGAAACGAAUAAAAAAAGUAGUAUAGGUACAUUUUUUCAAUUUCAAUAAAGUACUAUAGUUUUAUUAUUCAAAUGGUUUUUUUUUAUUUAAGUUAGACAUUUAUUAUACCUCGCAGCCAGUUCUUUUUAUUUAUAGGUAAUGUUUAGGAAAAAAAAAUGAAAAAAAAACACGUAGUCUACCCAUUAUUGUUUAGCGUUCUAAAUAUUUAAUAAUAAUCGCUGUGUAAAAACACAUGUACAAAUGUAUACUUAAAUAAAAAUAGAAAAAUAGAAAAUUGUUUACAAAUUAUUACAUUUCCUUAUAUGAAUUAAUGGUUAAUAGUUCAGAGAAACAGUCGCUUAGUUGAUAUAUGCGCGUAUAAUUUAUAAUAACAUGAUGUCGGAACUCAAAAAAAGAAAACAAGUGAAAGAAAUCAUUAAUAUACGUACGAUAUCUUAAACAUUUGCAGUUAUAGGGUGGAAACAAAAUCUUCAAUAUAGUAUUAUACAGCAUACUAAAAGAAGUCGACAUACUUUGCACCGCAUGGAUGUGCACUGUUGUGGAUGGGAAGUUAAAAAGUUAUUAUCUUAAAAUACAUCUUAAUAUUUAGGCAAAUUUAAUUUAUAUCUGCACGCAAUAAUAAAUUAUUGUGCUAACGAAAUACGGUUCUUGCAAAGUUUACAUAAACUUGUUUUAAUAAACUUAAAUUGAAAAUUAUGAUUAUAAAAGUAACAAUAAAUUAAAUAUUUCUCAACCAUGGCAAGGAAAAAAGCAAGGAAAUUCAUAAUAAUGAUAUCACUGACUAGACAACAUUUUCUACCUGUAGAAACCACCCCAGAUGUUGAAAAGUUGUUAACAGACACAAAAAACCAAUAACCUAUAGCUGCUUGGUUGCAUUUCUUUUUUCAUUGUUUGUCAGUAGAAAUCUACGUAUAAUAGUUACUAAGAUACUACAUUGCAGUAUAGUAUUAUAAUUUAUUAUUAUUAAUUAUUUGCGUUGCAUAGAUCAGUGGUAUACAUAAAUCGUUAGCACGAAAAUCAAACUCGAUAAAACAUUGUCGGAAUAAUUAUCGCCGGUACAAUGAUAAAAAAAAAAUAAUAAUAAUGAACCAAUAUAUCAACGAAUAAUAGAUCGCGACUUGACCGUCCUUGACAUUGACCUUCCUCCCGCGCACUCUCUUUCUCAUUCUCUCUCUCUCUUUCUCUACCUAUCUAAUUCUCUCCGGAACCGUUUUUUAGAAUAAAAUAUCAUAAUUUUAAUUAAUUUUUACAUUAGUAAUUUGAUUUAAAAAUAAGUAUUUAUGGGAAAUUCGACUGUAGUAUAUGAAAUUUGGACGGUCUCGUACACGAAUUUUAAAAAAAAUCGAUUGAGCAUGUUUUAAUUAGUUUUUUGCUCAAUAUUACGUGCACUAUUGCGAUUUCUAUCUCCAGCUGGAAAUUACACUGCAUUUUUUUUCACAUUUAACAUUACGUUUAGGAAUAGAAAAAUCAUGGUAUUAUAGUGCGUACACCGGAAGUUUUGACUGUGUUACAUAGUUAACGGUAGGGCGUUGACACCGUACUUAUAGAUACUCCGGCCGGGUCCCUUUUAUUAUAAUUUCUCCCCCCCCCCCGUCAUUGGUUUGCAUGCGUAUAACCAUACAACGCCUGUCGUGGUUUACACUUACAUGGCGGUGGACUCGAAAGUUUAGUUAUAGUCGAAAUCAAAACGAUCGCGUUUUGACCGAAUACCUUCGUUUUCAUAUUAUACAGUAGAAUCACAAUAGAGAUUGUUGGAAUUUUUUUUUUUUUUUUUUGUAUAGUUCUGUGAACUUUGUGGUCCCAGUUUCACGUAUAAGUGUACUAGAAAUCGAUAAGGUUUUAUAUGCGACUGCAGUGUAUACAAUACAAGUAGAAUUUUGAAUCCCUUGCCCUCCCCUUCCUAGAAAAAAGAGACCAGAUUUCCGUUUGUCCGAAGACCCGUUUAUACUUUUGUUAAUAUUCCAUUCGUCUAGGUUUUGUAUUGUAAAAUAUCCAAACAAACAAUACAAUUAUGGCUCCUAUUAUAUUAUAAAAUAUUUAGGAAUCCUAUAGCAAAAAAAUAAAAUAAAAUAUUAUAGUUUAACACAAUACGUAUAGUAUUAUACAUAUUAUAACUAGUUCAAGUAUUGAUUAAAUUAUUUUAAUAAUAUGAUGCAGUGUAAAACAAUAUAAUAAUGACAAUAUGAGAUUGUACAAUUUGUUUACGUUAUGUGUGUGUGUAUGUGUGUAUGUAUGAUGAUACCAAUAAUUACGCUGGUAUAAUUAUAAAUAUAGUUUUUGUGUUUGCCAAGAAACCGAAGAAACCACAACAAAGUGUUUUAUUAUUAAUUAAAACAUAAUAAUGUACAGUACAUUAUUGAUACUUUAAUUAUUAUUUUUAAAUGGCUUGUCUUAUCGUAUAGUGUACACGUGCAUUUGUCUUUUACGUCAUUAUAUAUUUUUUUUUUUAUAAUGCGAUCAAGUAUACCUCCGAUACCUAUAUUUAAAAUAACAAUACGCACGUCCCCUUUGUUUACGCGUGCAUUACUUCGACGGUAAAUUUGGAUUAUAGCUCACAAAAGAACCGCGCACUUGUAUAAUUGUAUAGUAAUACGUCUAACGUGUAUUUGGAUGGGUUCUAUGAAGUAGUUUAUGAAUAUACCGAGUGAAAAAAAUAAAAACUAAGAUUGGCGACGUAAUCUAAAAAAAAAAGAGUUGACGGGUGUACACUUCUAUCGUAAGUAGGAAGUUGGGAAGGUAGGAAACAUGAGAUAUUUAUUUAAUUUAUAUCUGUACACAACGGUAAAUCGAUCAUUGCUAAUAACUUUUGAGGCACGGAUUUGUAUGUAAUAAAAAACAUAAAGUCUUUAAUAUAAAAAUUUGAACUUUAAAUUAUAUUUAUAUAAAAAAGUUUUGUAUACAUAUAUAUUUAGGUUUAUUAAAUUAUAUUGGGUUGUUUAGGUUAAUUUGUUUUUUUUUUUUUAUUUAUUCAUCUUCAUUUUCUUUGAAAGAACGUGCAUUUGAAGAUUAUCAAAUUUAAAUGUCUGGCGAUUAGGCCUCAAAAUCGAUUUGUAGUGACUAAAAGAGCGUUCAACGCCAAUCAAGGACAAUGAGGAAUAUUUCAUACUUGAUAUAUGCUGAUGAUAUAAUUAAUUCAAUAUCCAUUGAUGUGUUUUCAUUUUUAUUCAGAAGAAUAUUUUUAAUAACUUUUAACAUAAUUAUGGUCAGUAUCAAUAUUUCUAGUAAAUUUAAUAGGUAUCUGUUUAUGAAUAUGCAAAAUAUUUAAAAAUAUGUAGAAAUAUGUAUAAUAAAAAAGUCGUAUUUUAUUCAGUGUGUUAUGAAACGUGCUUAUUUUUAUUCGAAAUUAAAAUUAUGUAUUUACGCGAAAAUCCACGUCUUACAAAUAACGUAUGAUUAUGACUGAAGUUCGGUUUAACAUAUUGUAUUGAAAUGCCGGAUUAUUUUUACGGUUUUCUUUAAAAUAUAAAUUUUUAAAAAAAAAAUUGCUACAUUAUGAUCAUCUUUUUAUUUUAUAGUACAUCCUACGAUGAAUUUCGAGUAAAACUUCUUGGAAAAUCAAAACUGACCUCUCCAAUGCACUAAAUAAAUCUAAAAUGCAACAAAAAAGAUAUCUUGUCGUUUUUUGACAGGAGAUUUCUGGUAGAAAACUUUUACAGAUAAUCCAUUUUAAAAAAUAUUUGCACACAUCAUAGUAAAACUAAUACAUUCCUCGCUGCACUCAGAAUCUAAAACCUAUUAUGUGAUGGAAGUUUUUAAACGUCAUGUAUUUCAUUAUUGUAUCUUAAGAGUAACGUACUACAUGUAUUAUAUUUAUAUUAUGUGUCCAAUUUUUAUAAAUAAAUAAAUAAACAAUUCUAGAACUAAAAAAUAUUCUAAUAUUCACUUUAGAACGAAUCGAAUAAAUUAACUCUUGCUUCAUACUAUAUGUGUAGUAUAAGUAUUUUAAUGUAUAAUUAUGCAAUUUGUUUAAAAACAGAUAAAAUAUAAAAAAAGUACCCUUCAAUUUCCAACUAACUCGAAUGAUGUCUAUGUAUAAUAUAGAGAAUUAAAAUUAAAAAGUGGCCUUAUUUUUACAAUUAAAAAACACCGUCAUUUUUCUAUAAAUUAAUAUGUCAAUUACCCGAUUAAUUUGUGUUCUUUUUGAUUUUCAUUGUAGGCUGUAGUUUUACGCUAAACGGUAUAAAAAAAAAUUGUUUUAAAAGUUAAUACAAAAAGUAUAGAUAUAAUAUAAUAAAAAGACAAAACGAUUUUGUAUGUUUAAAAUAUAACUCACGUAUAAUGGAUAGGUACUGAUUUUCGUGUGAUUAAAGAUUAAGUUAAUUUGUUCGAAUAAAAGAAGGUAUUUUUUGUUGUUGGACGGCUCAUUUUAAAUUUAUAACUCGUAACCACGAAUAUAUUAGAAUUACCUACACAUAAUCUAAAAGUCAAUAAGUUCGGGUGUUGAAUAUAUAUAUUUAUAUAACAUUAUUGUCUAUUAUGCAGUGUUUUUGAAACUAUAAAUAACGAUAAAAAGCCAUAGAAAUAGUUUUAUUUGAACAAUAUUUGCUACAGAUUAGGAAAUUGUUUUUAGAUUUAUACGCACGAGCUUGAUUAUAAUUCAAUAAUUAUUAUAUGCUUAAAUAAGAUAUUAUAAUUAAUAAUACGUAAAACAUGUAUGCAAUUAUAUAUUUAAAAAGAUACAGAUAUUCAUCGCACGAUGGGUGGGCCACUGUUGUAGGUGAGAAGUUGGGAAGGUAGAGGGGAUAUUUAAUGUAUAUUUGUACGUAACGAUUAACCAUAACGAACCAUUGCAAACGAAAAACUAUUCUGAGCGGAGUUCGGUUAAUAAUGUUGCUUUUUUAACAGUAUAUACGUUAUAUUAUGGUUAAAUAAUUGUGUAUGCAUAGACUCAACUAUGUAUAUGGUUCAACUUUGUGAUGAACUCCUGCGUCGUCUUUCUAAUGGUGAACCUGACCUUAUUAUGAAGUAUAUUAAGAGUACCUCCCGCAUAAUAAAUCCAAAAAACUUGUAAACCAUCGUUCUAUUAAAUUGAAUGGGGGUCAUAUGAAUGAUUGUCAUGAACAAUUGUAACUUUUCUGAAUUUGGUUAAUAUCAAAAUACCCGUGGUAUCAGGACCAAAUUGAAUUUGUUAAAUUGUAAUAUUAAUUGUUUAAAUUGUAUCUUUAUUGUUUUAACAGAAACUUGGUUGUAUCCUAAUAUGUUUCCUUUAAUAAUAUUUAUUUAACAUUGUACCUAUUUUCUCGUUUUUUCUAGGUUUUUUUCCCAUAUUUUCCCCGGUUUUUCCCAUUUUUUUAUGAAAAUGGCUGGAAAAAUAAAAAAAUGAUCUAUUUAAAGAACCACCCAAGUCCUUUUCCCCAGAUUUCCUUUCAGAAAAAUUGUUAUAAUUGAAAAUCGGAGCAGAAUUGCAGGUAGAAAAGUUAUCCACAGAUAAAAAAAAUAUAAUAAUAAUAAACAUCAUUAUAAAACCAAUAUAUUCUUCGAUCCGCUCAGGAUGUACAAUUAAAAAAUUAACAGAAAAUUAACAAUCCAUCAUUUGUAAAUAUUUUUUAUGCCAAAGUUUUAUUUCAAAAUAUAUUUAUAUAAAAUUGUUGCGUAAAGAAAGAAAAAAGAACUGAUACUGGAGAUGGGUGUGAAAGGGAGAAGAUGAGAUACAUAAGGUUAUUUCAUUUAUAUCUGUACACAACGAUAAACCAUUGCUUGACAAAAGACGAUUCCGAGGGCAGUUCGAUAAUAAAUAAUUUGAAGUGCCGUAAUUUUUUUUUGCGAUUUUUAUUUAAAUUUGAUUUCAAAACGCUUAUUAAAAAAAAAAAGUCAUUCGAUGAUUUUGGAAAUUUAACCUCGUUUAGGUAAACCCAGUAUAAGUAUUAUUACCAAAGUUCAAGUCUCUACGAAUUACAGGAAAAAAAACUCUCAAAAAUUAAAAUUUCUCAAAAGCUCAGAAGUGGCUCAAAAGUUUCAGCGGUGAUACCGUAUGAAAGAAAAUCAAAAAGGUAACAAAAGAGGUAUCUUGUGAUUUUUCGAUUAAAUCAUUAUUUUUGGUAGAAAACGUCGUCCGUGUUUUUAUAAAAUAAUGAAAUCAUGAAAUUGUACGUUUUCCUACGUUUUUUUCCCACUUAAGUGCUUUUAUUUAAAAAAUGGCAUCGAAAAUCAAAAUUUCCUAUUUAAAGUACCAUAUAGGCAACUUAAGCUUUUAGAAAAGUUGCUACACGUAAAAAUCGGAGCAAGUUUACUAGAAAAAAUGUGUUCACAGACUAGAAGAAAGAAAGAAAAAAAAAGCAUCUUAGUAAAACCAAUAGCUCCCUCGCUACGCUUGGAAUCUAAAACUUAAAACAUAUUGAAAAGAACAAUGCGCACCUAUAUAUCAUACUCGUUAUUUUCGACUAACCUUUUUUGUCUUGCGAACAAAAUGAAAAUAGAAUAAUGUAUAUAGGUAUAAAAGAAUUGUCCGCAGGAGAAUAGGUAUUAUUAUGUAGAAUAAAUGAGGAUAGUAUAGGUGUACAAAAUAGGAAGAAAACCCAGAGAAAUUCCCUAUAUAUUACAGAUUCUUCGGAGAAAACUGAAAGGAAAGUAUAUUAUAGAUGGGACAGGGGGAGGGGGGUUUUGUAAACCUUUAAAAUUCUAUAGUUACACAGUGUUACGUAGAUUCGUCUUCGAAAUCUUUGUCCUACGGUAAAUUAAAGAAAAAAAAAGCACAAUAAUAAUAUUGUUGUCGUAUUAUUAUGAAUUAUAACGAUGGUCGCGUAACGAUCGUACCGCGCGUGUUAGAGUAUCGUAUUACGACACCAAGAGCGUGUAUAAAAAAAAAAAAAUGCACAUUUUUCUUUGAGAUCGUUGAUAAUAUUGUAAUUACUUUGUUUAACGCGUUAGUCGUGCUGUUAAUCGUGGUAAAAUAAUAAAAUAACUAUAUUGUGCUCGGAUCGCAACAAGUGUGUUAGUGUAUAAUAUAUUUUAUUAUAAUUUAUCUAGGUAUAUUGAAACUCGGUCGAAACGUCCGAGCCGUAUAAAUACGUAUAGGAACACGUUUGGUGGCAGAAAAUCGAAUCGGAAAUUAUUAUUAUAAUGUUGUACGCAGUGUAUAAUAUGCAGGAUUUGAAAAUUUCCUUUAUAUAUAAUAUGCAAUAUACAUGAUAUAGACACAUGUAAAAAGGUAUUAUGAAUGCCGUGCAAAAUUUCUAUUGUGUAGUACAAUAAUAAUAAUAUGUAAACUGCGGAGUUUUUUUUUUUCUAUAAAGACAUCAUACCUAACGAUCUGAUCCUCCUAUCAGGAGCUGCGGGCGUUGGAAUCCUGCCAAGAGUGUGCCUGAAACUAAUAAUUCGUAUAAUAAAAUAUUGAUAAACGGACGCUUUCUUUGUCCCCGUCGGCACCGCACGUGUGCAUAAAUAAUAAAACUGACACGUUUUACACCUUGGGAGUAAUUUAUUCGCUAUUAUUAGUUUUUUAUUCGGUACACAUGUAAAACUAUUCCAAAUCAGCUGGAAUUAACUAGUAAACGAAAGAUGAUGAGAUCUUCCCGGACGUUUUUAUUAUAACAUAUUCGUUUAUCAAAGACUCCAAACGAGUCAUUUUUAGAUUUUGAGUUUUUACAUUACCGAGAAAAAGAAAAUAAAAAUUAUAUUUUGAAAAAAAUUCUAUUAAACUUGUUUUGAAAUGCCAAGUUGUUGAUUUUUUCCAGCAUUUCAAGCAUUCGGCCGAAACAAUUUUAUCCACACGAAACCAAAUAAAAAUUAAAAAAUGUUAAAUGCCUAUAAUAAAUAUCUAAAAAUUGCCAGAAGUUUAGAAAAUUUGACCUCGUCUAAAAAGUCUAAUGUACUCAGAAAAACGAUGUUCAUUGUUUAAAGACUAAUAUACCUGUAUAAGUAUCCUGUCAAAAUGUCAGGUUUUUACGAUUAUUUUCAACGAGAUUGCUACAUAAAAUCAAAAUAACGAAACAGGUUAUUGUCUUACAUUUUUCCAUAUUCCCUGGUUUUUUUUUAAGAAAACUAUAAUACAUAUCAAAAACAAGGCCUUUUAAUACACCGAUUAGACAUUUUUUUUCUUACGGAAAAAUGCCACAUUCGAAAAUCGGAGCAAGAUUUCUAAAAAAAAAAAAAAAGCACACGUCAUGGAAAAACCAAUAUACAUCCUAGCUGUGAUUAAACCCUCCCUCCCUCCCCCUCAAAAAAAUACAAUUACUCUUUUUGCUUUCGAGAAAUAUUACUUUUUGGUUGUGCGUUGAAUUACAUAUGGUAUAUACUAUAGUGGUGUCUAACGAGUUUCAAGGGAUGUAUUAUAAAAUAUAUAAGGUUUAAUAAUAGGUUAUAAUAAAAUAUAUAUAAGGUACCUAUUGUAGUAUAGAAUUAUUGCUCUUGGGCUCGCAACGGAAAGCGUCUACGAAAAAUAUAAUAUAAUAUUGUACUGGAGAAAGCACGCGCGCGAUGAUGGUUUAGUGCGGCGUGUCAUAUCUGAUUAACGAUUGAAAUAACAUAGGUACAUCGAUUUAGCGUUCUAUAUUAAUAUUAUAAAACGAGUUUUUUUUUUUAAUAUUAUACUAUAAUAUAUACGCGACGAACCUCAUCGACGGCGAUAAAUCGUCUUUUUAUCGUGAGAUUUAAUGGGUUAUAAUUGAAAUAUAAAUCACUGUUAUGGUACACUGUAUAUAGGUAGGUAACCAAACCUAUACAGUGUAUGUUAUGCAUUUUGCACCGCGGUGGCAAUGUUACUCAGAUAACAUUAUAAAAAUUAAAAUUUUGGGAAAGUAGGAUAAUAUAUCUUAUAUAUAUAUAUAUAUAUGAUAAUUAAAUUUAAAUACUAUAUAAUGCGACGAUAAAUUAAUGCAAAGUGAAAUUUCGGGAUAAGCGGUUUUUUUUUAACAUAAAUUUAAAUUAAAAAAGUUAUUAAUUUGUAUUUUCAAAAUACUUUCGGUGUUUUUUAACGAAUAUUAUCGUAUAGAUUUGAACUUAAAACUUUUUCGAAAUUAACGCUCUACUUUUUUAAAUUUUUUUCCCCCCAAAAGUAUAUAAUUUCUAAUGAAUCUAGGGGUAGGACGCAUAAAGUUAUUUAAUUUAUAUCUGUACGCAACCAAAAAUCAUUGAUAACAAAAUACGAUUCCGAAUGAAGUUUUGAAAUGUUGUAUCAUUUUUAUGAUUUUCGUAAACAUACUAUCUCAAAUCACUUGUAAAAAAACCUACCACAUAAGUACAUUAGGUACUAUUUUUUUUUACUACUAAUUAUAACUUAUAAUAAACCUCGUGUAAAUUUUCAAACAUUUUCGUUUGGUAAAACCCUAAAUAAAAUUACAUAAAACUGAGUAUAAACUAAAAAAACUUGAAAAGGGCGAAUGCUUACAAAUAACUUAAAAAUUGUCAGAAUGUUUUGAAAAUUUUACCUCGUUAAGAAAAAUAUUCUGUAUAAAUUUCAGGUCUCUAUGAUUAAACAAAACAACAAAGUCAAAAGUAAUCAAAUCGUUACAUUCCCAUUUUUCUUACAUAUUUUUUUUAGUUUAUUCCAUUUAUAAGGAAAACCACAAAGAAACUCUGGCCAUUUUAUUCUGAGCAAAAUUUCCGGUAGAAAAACAAAAUUAAAAUUGAAAACAUUUUAAAUAACGAAAUCGUUACCAAUAUAUCAAAUAGAUCCAAAAUUGUAUAUAGAAGCUCACUUCUUUUUUGAUUAGAAUAAGAUAUCUGGUAUAAAAAUAGUUUAUAGACAACGAAAAAGAAAAGCUCACACCAUAGAAAAACUACUAUAUUCCUCGCUACGCUCAGAAUCUAGAACAAAUACAAAAAUCACAUUAUUACAUUAUUAUAGAAAAAAUAAUACGUACCUCGCUUUACAUAGAAUCUACAAAAGAUAAUUAAAUUAAGCGUUGUUUUUUCAGAGCUUUCAAUAAUUUCAACGCCAUUUUUCACGGUUAUAUAGUACGUUUUCGAUGUUAGUUUAGGUGAGGUUAUGCUAAUAUUACGAAAAUCCCGAUAAAAAUGUAAUCACAUCUUGAUUAUUUAAAUACAACGAUAUAAUCUUUGUCGAAGACAAUGCUAAUAUUAUUAUGUUGUUUUUGUUAAAUGUUUUUUUUUUUUUUUAAUAUAAUAUUCAUGGCACGUAACUGCCGAAUGAAACGUUGAUAUUAUCGUGUACAAUACUCUACGCUUGAAAUCGCGUCUUGAUACCGGUUAUUUUAUCAUAAAAUAUACAUGCGUUUUUGCGGUAAAUAAUACAGAUUGCCGUACGAUAUUUAGCCGACAAGUAUAAAGUUAAAUUUUUUUUAAAUUAUGUUGUACUGAAACGCUGUUUCGCAAGUCGACCACUACAUAAAGUUAGGAAAUAUAACCUAUAUAAUAUUGUACGUUUUCCGGUGUAAAUCGACUCGUCGGAGACUAUAAUAUGUCAUCAAAACAUAAUAUUAUUACUCAUUUUAAGUGUCUUCGCCGUUCGGAGACAAGACUCGAUAGUUUCGGUUUCAAACAGACCUUUAUUGUGGAAAAAAAAAACCGAAAAAUUUUAAAAACAAUGUUAUGGUCAAGUCCGAAAGUAGUAAUACAUUUACGACUUAAUAAUAUAUAAAUAUAUAAUACAUAUUGUAUCUAUCGUCGAAAUAUAUUAUCUUUGCGCGAACGAGUGAGAGGUUAAAUAUUUAUUCGGAUUGCGAUGACAAUCUUCGACCGGCUGCAGAGUUUAUACCCUUUAUAAAUUGGAUUCUUUAAAUCCGGUGGAGAUCUUAUCCAUUGAAAAAGUUUUAAAACUAUCGUCGUCGUUCGCGUUUUUAUUGCUCGGGCCGUUGGUUUACUAUACAGAGUGAUCAAUAAAAUACUUAUUAUCUUGGAAAAUUUUGACUUGUUCUGAAUUUUUUUUUUUGGAAAAUUUCACAAACAAGUAGCUCUAAAUUUGUUUUUUUUUUCGUUAUUUUUGUUACCAUUAUUUUUGGGCGUAAAACCACUAACCACUUUUGAUUUUCAAACAGCUGUAUUAAAAAUUCCUUAAUUUAAUAUAAUUAUAUUUUGGUAUUGACAUUUGUAAUUCUUAAUCCAAAUUUUAGUAGUUUAACUAAAAAUUCAUCAAUUUAUAGUAAUUUUUUUUUUGUUAUUUAAAAUCAAAAUAUUGCAGAGUAGUGGUGUCACCCUCGAAAAUAACUAUAGUUUCAUAUUUUAGAACUGAACUGCUUGUCAAAAAAAAUAAUAUAAAAAUCCAAAAAAAUCAAUACUUCCGAGAUAAUGGGUGUCUUAUCGAGGAAUGAUCACUAUGUAUAAUAUUUAAAAUGCGUCUUAUGGACAUAAUCAUACAUAAUAGUACAUAGUCGGGCCUCUGGCCUCUGAGUAAAAUAUCCGAUUAAAUGCGGUCGAGUAAUAUGCGAUGUUUACCUGCAAGCAGCAUGUUCGACCGGGGCUCAUUAUAACCCGUUUCCGUUUUGAGUACACUACACCUUUCCCUUUUCCUCCAAAUGAGAUAACGGGCGAUAUCCGUUUUCAUAUUAUCAUAAGUGCAUAUAAUUUUCACAAACUUCCUUUUUUUAUAACGAUUUUUUGUUUGUUUUAUUAACUAUAAUUUAAACGAUAAAAGUUGCACAAUGAAUAUGUUAUGAUUACGUUACUAUUUUUCUGUAAAGAAAUUCUUGACGUUACGUCAAAGUUCAAAUAGUACGAUAGUCAUUAGUAAAAUGGAAAACACACUUUUCGUACCACCUCGCAUUUAUUGUCACAUUUCCAAAAAAAAUGUUGUUUAUCUUUUAACCGGAUUCUCGUCAUUUCGUGCAUGUUAAUACUUGAUAUAAUAUUGGAUAAAAGUUUUUCCGGUUCACGGUUAUAAAAAGGUCAUUUUGGUGACCUUACAGUUUACCCACAAUACGUUAAUUCAAACGUACAUACAUUUUCUCUCACGAACCGUUACCCGUAUAAUUUCAUAUUUUCAACAAAACUGUAUUAUUGUGUUACUUCCGAAAUACAACUAAAUGUUGAAUCUGUCGAGAAAAUUGUUGGAUACGAAAAUAUUUUAUCUGCGUGCGUUGGAUAUUGAAACAUGAUUAUAUGAUUGGGACGAUUUUUCCCACAUUAUAAACAAUAGUAGAGACACUUUUACUCUGGCAUACAUUUAAAACACGGUUAAUAGGAACACACAGGACUGAUAAGAAAUUAUAUCAGUAAAAUUAUUACGCUGGAUCCAAUAGAAAUUUAGUUGGCAACAAUGAAUUUUGGAACCAGUCCAACAAUAAAAUGUUAUCAAACUUUUAAGGUUUUCGUAAUGAAUAAUAUAUAAUAAUUUUGAUUGAAAAUCGCUUAACUUUAGAAGAUGCCCUUAUAAUAUCGUUGGCUACAACCAGAGGAACGUAUGAACUAGAAACGAAUUUGAUUUUUAAUGCAUAUUAACCGUUUUUAGCCUAACCUAACCCAACCUAUUUUUAAAAAAACAAUUUAAUAGACAUGCGUAUUCAAUGUAUAGUUCAAAAGUUUCAUUUAGAUGAUACGCGUUCAACUGGUUUAACUUUCUAGCCGACGGUAUUUCGUCGUGUUUAAAGAUGACAAUUAUAGAGAAUAACAUAUGGUACCUAUAUAUUUGAAAAAAAAACCCAUUAUGCUCGAUCCAUUUAUUUCGAUAUGAAGUUUUAUUUUUCGCUACGGUAUAUUAUUACAUAUUUAGGUGAUAAAUAUUAUUUAAAAAUUACUUUUCUAUCGAAUUGAGAAUGAAAACACAAGUACUUCGGUACUUUCGAUAUGAUUACAACCAUUUAUUAUUUAGGUAGGUAUUGCGGGAUUAAAAUUUGAUAAUUGUCAUAAAAUAUAUCGUCGUGAUUAUUAUGUCACAGAUUCCCCAAUUCCGAAUACAUAAACUAUUUUUUAUGCAAAUUCAUCUGGCCCGAAUUCACCUGGCAUUUGUUGCAGUUUUUCUACAAUUAAUCGACAUUGAUCUGCUAUACAGUAAUCAAAUACCUAAACACUAUACCUAUAUACAUGCCAAUUGCCUACUUUUUAUCGUGAACCAUGUCUCGUUAAAAACUACUCAUACUCGUGUUUAUUGUAUAUCUUAUUAUUGUCCUUGGAAACACUAAAUAUUAUUAUACGUUGUUUUAUAGUUUUGUUUUCGAACGGACAUUUUUAGAUUUUAUUAACGAUAUAUUAUAAUACGUAGAGAAAAGUGUUGUUUCUUUUUUUUUUAUUCAAUUACAACGUAUCUAGUAUUCGUAAUAUUUAAUCAAAAUUUGCCGCGGGUUUCAUGAUUGAGCCUUUCUUAUAAUUUGCAUAGUUAUAUUUGUACUCCGUGCUUGCAAAUAAAUAGAACCAUUGAUUUAAAAUAUAUAGACAUAAAUUCAAUGAUAGAACUAAUAUUAUUAUGUCGAUCAAUGUUGCGUUUUAUAUAUUACAAUAAUUUAUUUGCAAAAAAAAAAAAAAUACAUCUAGCAGUGUUGUAACAGUCCAGUUAUUUAUUUUCCUGAUGUAAAGGCUGAAGUCUCACUGCCCGGCCUACAAAAUGUUAUUUCUGUACAUUUCUGGAAUCAAAUUUUGGUUGUAUUUAUAAUUAUUUAUAUAGUAUUAAAAUUUCGAAAUUCUCUGUUUGAUGACCUGGAAAUCGUACAAUCCUAAGUACCAGAAGAAAAUAUUGGACUGUUGACAUAUUUUAACGUUAUAAUCGGUUGUUAUUUUCAAAGCGGUUUAUAGUUUAUUUAAAUAUUUUAAAAAAUAACCACUGUAUCCCACUUUCCCAUUUAGCAACUAUUUUUUAAUUAUACAUAACAGAAAUCAAGUUAAACACGAACUAUAUUUUAGUAUAGUUAUUAUUUGUCUAUAGGUUAUUUAAUUUGUAACGUAUACGCGGAAUCAGCGUCUUACGCACGUAAAAUAACUAAAAUAUUGUAAUCGAUUGUGAAAAGUCAAUUUAAACGAGAAAAAUAAUAACAUUAAUUAUCCAGUUUUGAAAUAUUAUACAAUUCAUUAUGAUAUAAUUGACACGAACGUUUGUAAUUUAAAUUAUUUACUUAAUUUCAAAUACACUUAUUAAAUCUACAGUUUAAUAUUUCGUUUUCUCAGUUAAUGCGUGAGGCAAAAAUAAUUAUUAUUUGUGUUGAACAUUAUCUUAUUUACAAUAAAUGAGCGGGUACAAAUACGGUUUAAAGAGUAGGUAUUAUAAAACAGUUUUAUAUUUUAUAGGUAAAGAAUAUAAGGUACUAUAAAAAGUAUUCAUUGCCAAAAUGAUAUACUAUGAUGAAGAUAGAAAAAAAAAUAAAUAAAAAUAUAUUUUCACUUAGAUAUUAUAUCUUUUUUAUUAUUAUUUUCAAAACCGAUUUUUCUUAACGGUUUUGUGACUAUGCAGAAGCACUAAUCGAAAAUAACCCGUCUGAUCAAAUGUUUUUUUAAUAAUAAUACAAUAUUUUGUAUUAUGUUCUUUUCCCCAAACAAAAUCAUUGAAGUUAAGCUUAGUAAAAAAAAAAAAUACCAGGUGAUUCAUUUAAGCGGGUAUACUAAUUAUCUCGGAAACCAUUAACUUUUUCUGGAAUUUUUUUCUAGAACAUUUAAGAAAUAAGCUGCUCCACAAUUUUAUAUUUAUGCUAUUUUUGUCAUCCUUAUUUUUGAAGGUAAAACAACUAUCUACUUUUGAUUUUCAAAUGGCAACCCAAUACCCUUAUUAAAAAGUACAUAAAUAGAUUGAGUAUUAGUUAAAAUAAAUUUUAGUGUUGAAAUUUUUGAUUUCUGUUAAGCCGUUGACGAGAUAUACCAUUUUUAAUUUUAGGUUGGAGGAAAGUAGGUGCAUUUUUAACACGCUCUCGCCGUACCGUCACACUAAUAAUACUCCUCUUCUCUCCGCCAACCUAAACUUAAAAGUGGAAUAUCUCGUCAACGGAUCUACGGAGAUCAAAAAUUUCAACACUAAAAUUAAUUAUAAUUAAUACUUCAUCUAUUUAUGGAAUUUUUAAUAUAGGUUGCCAUUUGAAAAUCAAAAGUAGGUAAUGUUUUUACCCCCAAAAAUAACAUGAAUAUAAAAUUGUGUAACAGCUUAUUUCUUAAACAUUCUAGAAAAUAAAUUUCGGAAAAAGUUAAUGCUUUCUGAAAUAAUGAGUGUACCUACUUAAAUGAAUCACCUGGUAUAUAUAAAUAAUAUAAUAUCCGAGUAGUGUUUUCACAGAUUUCUUCCUCUAACUAGGUACUAUUUCCGUGUAUCAUAUUUUAGAUUUUGAGUGAAAUUGAUUUACAAUGUUGUUUUUUUCUGUGAACAACUUUUCUAUCAGCAAUGUUACUCCGAUUUUCAAGUGUAGCUGUACAUUUUUUGAAAGAAAAUUUUUUCAAGAUGGUACUUUAGUGAGUUAAUUUUUUGAUUUUCUCAGGGGUUUUCAUAAUAAUUAGAUAAGACCGAGAAGAAGCGUAGGAAAAACGGAAAAAUUUACGAAAUGUGUUAUUUUUAAAUCGUAAAUAUUAUGGUCUUUCAAAACACGUGUAACUGAACUCUGCUCAGAAUCGUUUUUCAUUAGCAAUUGUUAAUCAUUACCUACAGAUAUACAUUACAUUUUCCAUCUAUAAUAGUCUCCCACCCAUCGUGCAAAAUAUGUUCGUUUUUUUUUAUAAUUAAUAUUGUGAUGCAAUUUAACUAGUUUUGAAAAACAUCAAUAGUUCUAUUGUGUUUGGUUCCAUUUGGUUCAGACAUAGUAUUUAGAAAGCAUAUCACCAAAAUACACUUACUUGACUUACUAUAAAUUUAACUAUGAUUUUUGAUUUAACAAAACUUAAUAAUAAAAAAUAAAUUAUUACUUGACACUCGUAUUACACACGGUUCGUCAGUGUUAAAUGAAUCGAAACAGAUUCUUAAUUUUUUUUUCCUCAAAAUUCAUAUGAAUUAUAGAGCCUCACUGAUUUAUUGCAAACGUUGCUUUGUUCUGUGUCCGUGACUGGAAAUUGUGCAACAAAAUAGUGUCGAAACACAGCAGACGUCGGAGGCUUAAAACCGGUUAAAUUUUAUUAAGGGGUUCAAAACAGUAACGGUUAGGGCUUUUCUUUGUGCGCAGAAAAACGAUUUUGCCUUGAAUUAUUACAUUUUUUUUUUUUAACAGUAGUACCUAACUAGUUCAUUUACUGAUCAACUGUGUGUACUGUACCUAUAAUACAUAUUUAAAUUGAAUUUAUUCUCAAUUUUGUAUAGAAUCAUGUUCAGAAUAACAUUAAUCAAUUUCAACAACAAUAAUUAAAUUAUUUUAAAAAUGCAUUGCAUGUGAUGGUAUAGUUGUUAUCUUGUUAAGAAUUAUUAUUUUGCAUUGUUGUAUAGAACAUUUUGUUUGUUUGUAUAUAUAUGUGUGUCUGUAGUAAAUGUUUGUACUUACCAUCACCCCCGUUAUAAACAAAACAUAAAUAGUUUUUUUUUUUUUUUUAAAUUGACUGUUCUAUAUGGUUCUAUUGUCUUACUUCUCCAACCACCCGUGAUCCGUGAUUAACCCACUCAUUUUGUUUAGACACAGGCCUAAAAAAAAAAAAAAAAAUACCACAGUUAUUUUGUAUACUUUUUUUUAUUCUAAUGGAAAAUAAUUUACUAAAUUAAUUUUAUUUAUUUUAAAAUGCUAACUUGUACAAGUAGUACGGUUUUUUUUAAAAAAAAAUAUCGUACUACAGUUAAUUUUCUGCCAAUGGAUAUUACAUAUUCACGCAUUUCCACGUAUUUAUUAUUCAUUAGUCAUUAUUAUCGUUCGCGAUAAUACCAAACGGCUAAAAAAAAAAAACAAACAAAACAAACAAAACAUCAAAACUUUUAUAAAAUGCAUUGUAAUUUACUUAAUUGUGUGUUACUAUAGUAUUAUUUUUUUGCUGGCAAUGUUAUCUUGAUAAUAUUUCGAAGUGUGUAAAAUGUAAAAACCUAUUUACAAUACUGUUACCAUAUUAUUUUUUAUUCGUAUUAAUAAAUUUUCAAUUUUCGUCAUUUAAUAUACAGAAUAAAUCAAUUUUUAAAAGCAGAUAAGGACGUUCAGAAGGUGUUCGUAUACAUGUUAAAAUAUAUAAUUAAUAUACGGUGGCGUAGUCAAAAGUCUAGCAGGGGAGGGAAAACUAGACAAACACCUGCGUAUACAUAAGUUUAACUAUCUUAUAAUAUAUUAAUUUAUAAAAUAAAUAAAUAAGUCAAAUAGUUAAAAAUAAAUUAAGUAGAUAUUAUUCUCAUCAGUCUUGUAGUUGCAUUCUCCUUGCAAAAUAUGUUUUUAAAACUUACAUUAUUUCCUCUACUGUUACGUUUUCAUCAUUAUUUAUAAUUUUAACAACCAAGUCAUCAUUAAUCAACCCAACAGCUUAACUUCUGAUAUUGUUGACCAAAGGUAGUUUUUGAUUCUUUUAAAAACAGAAAACGUACGUUCAGAAGUUUCCAAAUUAAUAACUGGUAUUGUGAAUAACAACUGUAAAUGGAUUUUUAAUUUUCGGUAAAAGGUCUUUGCAGUAUUGCAUUGCUUCUAAUACAGUUUGUGGUAGAAUUUUUUGUGUCAUUCUAUUGAUUUGUAUACAUUAUAUGUAAUUGGUGUAAUAGUUCACCACUUGAGCUAUAUAAUAUAUGGCAUGAUGUAAAUCAUUUUGGUGUGUAUAAAUACGGACUAACAGAAGACCCUUCGAACUCCUUAAAUACGCCACUUUAAAUGUAUACCUAUAUAGACUUAAUAAAGUCCACAACCAUCAGACGACAUUAAUAAUAUAACAAAAACCUUUCGGUAUUAUGGAUUUUUUCGUUUUCCGUACAUUAAACCUUUGUUUACCUGCCUAUGUACACGCGAGAACUAGUAAAUUAUUCGUUGACCACCAACCAAUUUAGUAUUUUAUAAUAUUAUCCAAUAAUAUAUUUUCGGUAGGUAGUCUAAAACGUAUAUCACGUGCGCACGUUGUAUUAUAAAAUAUUCGUCACAUUUUUUAUUACAAACGACGAAUUAAUUUAUUUUUUUUAUUAGGAUGCCGAACGAAUAAUAUCGACCUACGCGUUUUUUACUAUACGAGUGUACCACGGUCAUGUCUACAUGGUAUAAUAGGUGCUCGUACUUACUUUUCGUUAUUUCGUUUUUGGUUUCGCGUAAAAUCCGUUUAUUUUGCGCGUAUACGCGAUUAGACUGUGCGCGUUUUGGACUCGUGCCAUCCCCCCUGACCCGAUCAUAUAAAAUACUGUUCUCGUAAACACAUAACAUCAUCGUGUCACGAAAAAAACGUUAAUAAAAAAAAAUGCCCUUUGAACGUUUCAAAUGUCACAAGUGUAAUGCACGUAUCUGCCACUAUACACGAUAAUAAUAUAAUUAUUAAUUUUUGUCGAAAGUUCAUCGUCAGUAUAAACGAGUCUGACACGCUAAUAAACCUCUCGUCAAAUUGUCCUGCGUUUUCGCUCGCUAUCUGCAGCUGUCGCAGUCGUCGCCCGGUGAAUUUUCUGUAAUAAUUUAAUACAACACUAAUAAUAAUUUAUUAUAAUAACCUUGUAUUUUAUUCGGUCGUGUGCAGUGAUCGUUAUUAUUAUGGUGUUAUCGACGACAAAUUUAAUGUAUAAUAAGUUAUUAAUAGAACAGUUGUCAGCUGUCCUCAAGCUCGUGCAAUGGUAAGAAUAUAACCGUAUAUUAUUUUAAUAUAAUUAUGGUAAUGUUUAUUUACUUUUUUUUUAUGUAUUUCCGGAAACGCACCGAAUGAGUAAUCUUGUUGACGGAUUGGUAGGUGGUACACUUGACUUGAAUCAGGCGGUGUUGCCAAAAUGACACAUGCAAUUUCAUGAGACGUUAAAAAUUAUUAUAACAGCAGACACAAUGAAAUGUAUUUCGUGAUAUCGUUUGCGUGAAUAGGUACUUAUAUAUAGGUAUCUACUAUCUAUACUAGAUAGGUAUCUAGUUCCUACAAAGAUCUCAGACAAAAUGAUUUUGAUUUUGUAAAUCGAUUUAUUUGACAUUUUUUUCAACUCUGCUGCUCUGGGUAUCUACAAGACAUUUUUCAAGUAGGUUUUUUGUAUAAUAAUGGACACACAGUUAAGUCUUUUGGACACUUAGUAAAGUAACAUUUUGAUUAGAUUAUUAUGUGUCCAUUAGAAAACACAUGAUGAAUUAUUGAAUUAGUAGAUUUUAUGACGAAAUAUUGCAUUGAAUACAAAAAUACUCUCACUGUGGGGAUGGGGUAUUUCUGCAAAGUCCAAAAGCUAAGAGUUAAGUGAAUUAAGGUUUAAUUUAUCUGCUCGUGUGGACCUUUUUUUAAGAGUGAACAAAUGGACACGCUGUGGGUUCACUAAAAAAUGUCUGGAUAUCUGUGUGCAAAAUGUGAAUUAUAAAUUGAAAUUUGACUUAAAACUCAUUUACUAGUAUAGUAUGUCGUAAAACCAUAAACGCAAGUUUAACUAGUCGGUUGCAUUGCGGGUUUCUUCAUAUUUGUUAAUACGUUCGAUCGUUCGUAUGUGUAAUCAUCUGGAUAAUAUUAUCAUUAUCCAUCCAUUCGAAUAAUACUUAUUAUUAUUCCGUGCGAGUGCAUUGAUUUGCACCAAUGUAAUUGAAUUUAUUAUUCCGUUUACUAUAUUAUUGUGUCGACACUAUAUAUAUCAACUUCGUAAAUAAGGAAGUGUAUCAGACUUGUAUUUGACGCACGCGUGUACGCGAGAAAUUAUGAAAAUAAUAUUGCACGACCUUCGUACGAGCGACCGAAACGAUAAAUGAAAAUGACAUGAAUAAAUACCUUUUUCAAGUCUAAAUGUCAAAAACGAUUUGGCUUCAUAAAAACUGCAUAAAAAUGUACCAACUAUUUCUAUGACCAAGUCUGGAUAAUAUGUAUAUGUGAACAUUGACUAUUUACAAUAUUGCAAUACUUCGCUUAGUUGCAAUAAAUCAGUAUAAUAUCGGUUGAAUAAUAAAGGUAUCAAUUUCAAUUUUGAACAAAAAAUAAACCAAACAAAUUGAAGUUUAUUCGAAAAUCGAUGAAAAAUGCACGAGUUCUAGGAAAUGGUUUAUGAAAAUAAAACCGAAGAAUCUCCUUAAAUCUUUUAUGGAAAGUUGUCUGAAUGUUGUCCGGCAGUGUCUAAAAUGUUGAGAAACACAUAAGUAUUUCAAUAAUAAUUAAAUAAGUAAUAUUUCAAUAUUGUUCGAACCGCAGGAAAUUGUGAUUUCUACGUUGUAUCUAUAAAAUAUAUCGGUAAUGUAAUAUCUAUAUGAUUUUAAUAGAAUUCAAUAUUAUUAUUUUUAUUAAUAUUUAGAAAAAUAAUUGGAUAUAUCACGCAAGGGUCGAAAGUUUACGUUUCGUUUCUCGGUUAUAUUCCUAGGAUGUCACCAUCCUUGUGCGUAAGAAAUUUUAUGAAAAAUACGUAUCAAUAAGAAAAUAUAGAAAUUCUCAUUAAUUUACAAGUAGUCCUGUAGUCACAUUAUCACGAUGUGUGUUUAAUUGUAUAAUCGUGAAAUUCAAUAAAAAUAUAAAAAAAAAAAAAAAAAACACGUUCACUCAUCUCUAAUUUUUACCGCGUUUUACGUUAAAUUGCAGAUCAGACGGUUUUUCGCGUUCCAAAACGCCCGUACUAACUUUUUCUCGAAUGGUAUACGGCCGGUACUUGAAUGUGUGGACGAACGCAAUGGAAGCGUCUCUAAUAUUUUUCAUUAUUAUUAUUAUGAUUUUUUUUUUUUAUCGUUCCCUUACUGAUUAUGAAUACUAUUAGAACAAGGGGACGGUACGUCUCUUUUUACAUAUAACGAUAUGUUAAAAAAAUAAACGCGUGUUAUCAGCUUAAUUACCGUAUAUUAAACUUUUAUUUUAAAUAAUAUAUAAUAGUAUUAACGGUAUAAUGUACACGAACAUAAUAUUAUGCGUGAUAAAUAACCCCGUGGGUUAGGUUGAUUUCGAUAAAUACAAGGUACGUUAGUUUAUUUUUAUUUUUUAAGUCUCGUACUUGCGGUCCAAGGGCGUUAUUUCACAUUUUUUCACGGGAUGCAAAAAGAAUAUUUGAAAAUUUAACAGCAGAACCGUUCGCUUUGAUCGCGUACCACUCGAAGGACAAAAUUAAUACAUUUUCGUAUACAAUUCAAUUUUUCAAUUGCAACAUAUUGAUUAUUGAUAAUAUCUACAGUAUUCACGAAUGUAUUUCAAUAUAUCUUAGUAUAAGUAUUAUAAAUGAACACUAAUGAAUUGGGUAUGAAGAAAGAUAUAGGUACUCAAGUAACUAUAAUUAUUUGACCUGACUUAUUCACAAACAUAAAUUGUUCACCAUUAUUUAAUUUUAUGUUCGAUUCCUUGACCUUGUUAAUAGCAUCUAAAAGUGACACAGGCACUUGGGGUAGAAGUUUUUGUCUUUCACGAUACAUAGACUGUCUCACAGCAACAAUAUUAUCUGCACUCACUGUUGACAUGCAUAAUUCUUACCUCAUAAUUUUCAAUAGUUUUUCAUAUAAUUGUAACUCUGAUGUACGUUUAACGGCAUAUUAAAUUUCUUUUAACUCUGUAUGAGUUUCUUUAUUUUCAUGAUUAGGUUCACACAGGCACUGUCGCGGUCGCUCUCUUUUUAUAUUUUAAUUUCGAGCCCCGGUGGUUAGGAGGCGUAUAUAAUUAGCAUAUAUUGACGACGAAAAAAAACCGUAUUUUUCUGCGAUAAUAAUAUCGCAAAAUAUCGUACACGAUAUAAUAUUGCGCAUAUUCACGCAGUAUGUCGCGCGGAGUGUUUAAUUGUCAACUUCCGCGCACCCGUUCCAAUUAAUUCGUCUGCGCGCGGUACCCGCGCCCCGCCGCGUUCGUUUUCGUUCCAUUAUUGGCCGUGUACACUGACGCGACGCUUAAUAAUAUCAAUUUAUUAUCAUAACGUAACCGUUAUAUAACACUCACCGCAAAGAAAAAUGCUCGUUUUAUUAUAAUAUAAUUAGAGGAAUCGGAACUUAUUGCGCUUAAAAUCCACAAAAAACCGCUUAAAAAACAUCAAAAAGUACUGAAAAAGCACUUGAAAAAUAUUUGAAAAAGCAAAAACGGCAGAAGUGUUUAAAUGUCCUGGGGGACAUUAGAGGGGGGCUCUAACGGCUUUAACUUAUUAAACACAAUUUCCUAACGUUACACUAAUUAUUAAUCCAAAGUUAUUUUUUUUCUAUAAUACGUAUACAAUUUUACUUCAACUUAAUUAAAAUUAAUUAACUUUUUAUUAAUCAUUCGUGUCAUUUAUUAUAUUUAAUAAUUUAGAAUCGUUAGACAAGAGACCGUGUUUAAACCUUUCUACUAUUUGGUCUAUAAUAAUAUUUACUCGAAGUGCUUUUUUUUAAAAUGCGUUUUUAAGUAUUUUUUUGCGAAUUUUAAGUGCAAUAAGUCCCGUGCCCUAAUUAUAAUAUACGCGCGUACGUAUCAGACGAGAACACGAUCGUCGCGGUUGUCUAGUCGGAUUUUUACAUUUUGUUCGAGUUUUGUAUUCAUUCCGAUCCAUACGCGUGCACGUCGCGUCGGAUAAAAAUCCAUUUAUUCCGUAUAUAAUGCGGAACGCGCAGAGAACGUCGCCGUUUUAACAUCGUAUACCUACUUGUUAAAACGAUAAUUUUUUUCCACAUAUAUUAGAAAACUUUGAUAGCCUAUACCCGCGUAUAACGCAUUAUUGUUAUUAUUACUAUCUAAUAGGUAUAGGUAUAAGUAAUAUUAUGUAGGUCGAAUACCUAAGCACCUAUUGUUUUUUGUUUUUAUCGGUUAUAAUAUUACAAUGACCGUCAUGUUUAUUACACAAAGGUGUAGAAGAGUGUUCGUUUUAUCCAAAAAUCAAUUAAAACGGUAUAGUGUUAUUAUUAUGUAUGGUAUACGCGUACAAUAAGCAGACGAUACUGUUGUUCCGUAUUCAAAGGGGUGGUAUUAGCUAUAUUACACCUCUCCACCAUAAAGGGGAGUGACUGCGUGUAGGGCGUGACACACACCCCCGUGAACGUGGGAAAUUAACCAUCGAGCCGACAAUUAAACGAUAAUUCGUUUACAAAAUUAAUCAUUUUUUGGUUUUUCGUUAGGUAUUUUAUUACACGAUUACCGUUAUGUUAUCGUCAAAUUUCAAACUCAUCGAUGGAAAAAAAUAAUUGGCAAACAUUUUAAAAUCAUUUUUCGAAGUCUGUGAAUUUGGUAUUUGAAGUAGGUAGUUUUUAAUCGCACGUCACUAUUGAUUUUUUACGAACGCCGGCUGUGAUACUAAAAACGAAUCUGAAACUUUAUUAAAAUAAAUUAAAGUUAUAGUUUUAUUUGAUGCAUUUUUUUAAUUAUAAAAUAAAGAUAAAACAUAACAUAUAUUUAAUAGAAAACUAUUAGUUAGCCAUGUGCAUACAUUUUAAACAUUGACAUACAAUUUUUCCCGAGAAAAAAAUGUUCAUAAAAAUUUACAUCUUAAUUAAUACAAAAUUAACACACGCCACAAAAAAAGAAAAGGCCGUAGUAAUAUCGAAAAACAAAAAAUUUAAACAACGUUACAUUGUGCAGUACUUGGAAAGCGAGCAUUAAAUGGAAUAGCAAAACAUGAAACGGCAAUACGGUAAAACCUCGAUUAUCCGAAUCUCCGUUACACGAAUCCUCUGUUAUCCGAACGUUAAAACUCGUCGAAGCACUCGUACACCCGCGGCCGGCCAUCAAUUUUAAAAUUAUCGCAAUUUAUUAUUAAUACAUACAUAUAAACCAUACAUAUAUGCAUAUAGACAUACAUGUAUGUACGUCUGUUAAUAGAUAAUCGAGACGCGAUGUGUUUAUCUAAACCUAUCAAACGUCAAUGCGCGUUGAAGCGCUCGUAAUAUUAUUAACAUAUUAUUAUGUUCCUAUGUACUUUAUGGUUAUUUAUUUCUGAAUGCAUAAUGUAUUCUAAAUACAUAUAAUAAAUAUGUAAUAGAUAAUAAUAUAUAAUUUAUAAUUGUAUGUUUAAAAAAAAAUUGUUAUUUUAAACAAUUUCCAGUAUCCGAACUAGGUGCGGUCCCAAUCAGUUCGGAUAAUCGAGGUUCUACUGAAUUUGGAAUAGUGAAGAUUAAAAUAAAAAAAAGAACUAGAACAGAAAGAUCUGGAACAACUCUUGUUUUUUUUACAUUUAUUAUUAUUAUUAUUAUUAUUUUAUGACAAAAAAUGAGUCGUUUCAAAUUUUGACUUUUCGUUCCUAAGUUAGCCUUGUCAAAAACAGACGUUACACGUUUUGUCAAUCCAGAUAAUGUUAUGCGUUCUUAUUUGAUAGUGGAAGUUUAUUUUUGUUUUCAACAUUAUUUUAAGACUAGAUCGUGUGCUUCUCGUUUUUGAAAAACGAUUAUACUAAAACAAUUUUACGGGCGUGUUCUGCGCAUUAUUAUAUUCUAAAAUUAGACAAAAUUAGUUUUUCUCUAUUACCAUAUUUAUUGUUUUCCGGGUUUUGACGCAAAACGUCGGCAAAACGGAUUCGUCUGUUAAAGAGUUAGGACGUGCUUUAACCGAUUGAUCCGAGACACGCGACUGUCAUGGAUAAUAAAUAAUAAUAUGCUGAUCAUUAGGAAAGCCAUAAUUUACAAUAUUAUUUUAUCACUGUUAUAAUAUCGGCUUUAUUAUUUUAAUUCUGAGUGUAUUAGUGAAGAAACUAUUCGUUUUACUAUAAGAUUUGUUGUUUUUUCAUUUAUGGAGAACACUUUUUUUGGUUACUAAAAAUGUUAGAAAUUGUUCACACCUUAAACUUAAAAGAUGAUGUAAUGGCAUUGAUUGCCGCUCAGUGUAAAUCACUGACUCUGCAAAAAUUAACUUCCCUAAUAUUUAACCUUCCCUUACCCUGGUAAAAUUUUCUCCCUUCAUAAACUAUCAGAGGGUAAAAUUUCACUGGAGAAAUUUGACCGAGAAGAGUUGUUAAAAUUAGUAAUAUUUGUCCAAAGAGAUAAAAUAUCAUUAUAAAAGUUAAUAAUCACUGGCACACCGGAGUGAUACUUUAUUUGAAAAAAUUCCCUAGUUACCAAUAUUUUUUUUAAAUUAUGAAAAGAAAAACUGUAAAAACAAAAUUGACGAUACAUAUGUCAUAUUUUUGUAAAUUUCCAGAUUAUCUUAGCCAUAAGAGGAUAUAAACACGACUGUUUAAUUUUACCAAAAAUAUACCGUAAUUCGUUUAGAAUCGUUUUUUGAAUGCAAUGAUUUAUGGUUAUUUUCAGAAUAUAAAUUGUAAAUUACCCUGUGUUCUAUAAGUGAUAGACGUCUCACCCGCACAACAGUAGCCUAUUAUAGGUACUCAUGGUGCGAGAACGUUAUCCCAGUGGAAAAUUGUAUUUCGAUCCUACGUAUUAGUAUAAUUAAUUAAAAAUUGUGCUAAUGAAAAAACAAAAAUCUAUUAAUAGGUAUCCGACGAUUCGGAUACCUAGUUCUCGUUUUAAUUUGUUUUUGAGCGUGUACAGGAAUCGAUUACGAGAAAAUGUCAUCGCUGCAGGAUAAAGGUUAUAGAGGUUAUUUUUUAACAGUUACGUUUUUUUUUUUUUUUUACACUGUAUUGUCGCCGUGUGUGCAAUACGAGUUGUACCGUCGUUGUAAUAUCGAUAUUCGAUACAUUAAAAAAAACAAAAACAAAAAAACCACUCACCGUCGUCAAGUAAAAGGUUAGGUUAGGUACCGGUGUCGUUAACGCGAUAAAAGUGGUUUUUUUUUUUCUACAUGUAUAUACAAAAAUUAUUUAGUGCGAUGUACUAAAAAACGGGGAAUUUUUCCAUAUUCGCGAAACGCGCGGUUAAUACAGACGGUUUUAGUAGAUACUUGCAGCGAUACUUAACUAUUAAAAAAAAAAAAGGCCUUGUCGCCUUAAAGAGUUUUCCUCAUAUACUACAUAAUAUUAUAUAAUACGAAAAACUUGCAACGACAGAAUUUCAUUCGGCGGCAUGCAGUGGCGCCAGUACCCGUCUCGACUUUUAUGUAUUAUGCGACCAUCACUGAUAUACGAGUAUAAAGAGAUGAUGCUCGUUAAAAAGUAACACAUAAAAGAAACACGCAUCAUCCCCGAUCGUUAUUUUUAUUUUACGAUUGCAGCCACAUAAAACAAGAUGAAAGUCGUUCCUGUAAUAUUCCCUAAAAUGUAAUAUUAUAGUCGGUCAGUGGCUUAGCAGAGAGAAGGAGGAGCGUGGGGUCCGCGACCAUCGUAUUUAUUGAAUAUUCAAAAAUAUUUUUAUCAUAAUUUCGUAUUUUACUCUAGUAUUUUUAAGCUGUACGUUUUUAGAUUCUGAGCGUACGAGGAAUGUAUAUUGUAUUUUACUAUGUACUUGGGUUUUUUUUUUGUCAUUUUUUUGAUAUUUUUAUACCGGAAAACUUCCUAUAAUCGAAAACCCUACAAGAGAACUUUUUUAUUAUACAUUUUGUUAAAUUGGUGUGACGAGAUUCCGAGCGUAGCGAGGGAGCUAUUGGUUUUAAAAUGCUGUUUUUUCUUCUUCUUUUUCUUUGUUCUAGUCUGUGGACACGUUUUUUCCUAGUAAACUUACUCUGAUUUUUUCGUUUAACAACUUUUCAGAAAGCUUAAGUUGUUUAGAUAAUACUUUGAAGAGGACAAGUUUCUUACGGUAUUUCGCCAUAACUUUUGAGCCACUUUUGAGCAUUUAAGGAAUUUUAAUUUUUGGGAGUUUUUCUUCUGUAAUUCGAUUAUAAGUAGACGUAGAGACUUGAAACUUUGUAAUAAUACUUAUAUUGGACUUACCUAGACGUAGUGAAAUUUCCAAAAUCAUCGGACGCGUUGUAAAAUCAAAUUAAAACGAAAAUCGCAAAAAAAAAUUAUGGCACUUCAAAUUAUAUAUUACCGCUCUGCACUCGGAAUCGUCUUUCGUCAAGCAAUAGUGUAUCGUUGCUUACAGAUAUAAAUUAAAUAACUUAUAUAUCCUACCUUCCCAACUUCUCACCAACAACAAUGGCCGCUCCCAUCCCCAGUAUCAGUUCUUUUUUUAAUUUCCUCGUAUGAAGUUAUCUUCAUAGUUGUGUGAAAAAUCUCGGAAAAACGAGAAUAUUUAUUCACAAUAUUAUCUAUUUUUGUUUUUUCGUUGUAAUUGAGUUAGAAAAAAUUCAUAGGAACCUGACAUUUCCACUGAAUACUUGUAUAAUAUAAGUGAUGGAAUUUUCAAAAUAUUCUAGCCGUUUUGAGCUAUUUAUAGUUAUUUGAAAUUUUCUAGUUUUUUUUUUAGUUUUAUUUGGUUGUAAGUAGAUAACAUUUUUUUGGCUUUUUAAAAAUUCUUGAAAAUUUGAUACAAGGUUCAUAAUGAGAUGGUUCUUAUGGCACUACAAAAAUAUUGAAAAUACGUAACUACAGUGUUUUUUUUUUAUAAUGGUUUAUCGAGUUCAAAUUUUUGUGAGAAUCAUAAAAUAUCACGAAAUUUCGCGUAUUAAUUUACGAUUAUUUGAGGUAAAACUUUUUUUGAGUCUAUAAAUUCGAGGCAAAAAAAAAGUACGAUUUUCAGUUCAUAAAGGUUUUGGAAACAUGAUUAACUGACUUUCGUUCAGAACGUUUUUCGUUAAUGAUAUUUUAUUAGCGUUGCGUACAAAUAUAAAUUAAGUUAUCCUGUAUACACAUAGCUUCAAUGUUCUCAAAUGCUCACCCACAACUGUGGCCUAUCCAUGAGCAGUAUAUCUUUUACAAGGAGCCUAGCUAGUGUACGAAAUGCCCGCAGUUUUAUUUUAUUGAAAAAUCUUGCAUAUACCUUCACUGUACUCGACUCAUUAUUUAUUUUACGAUGUGUUUUUCAGAACUCGAAGAGACCGCCAUCGCUGAAGAACCGCCAACUUGCGAGUCUCCCGAACCGAUGUCCUGUUAUCUGCACCACGAUCCCGACCACCCGAUGUCGUCGUUUUCGGUCAUCAAUAAGAUGCGAGUCAACAUCCAAGUAAGGUUUUUUACUAUGGUCAAUUGUACAAUUAUUAUGUUUACUUGUUUCUCAUGACGAAUGUCUCUCAGCUGUGUGAUGUUUCUCUCCGGGUUGGUAACAGCGUGACGAAAGCCCACAGAUUAGUAUUGGCCUCGUCUAGUCCCUAUUUUUACGCAAUGUUCAACGGUUAGUAUUGAUAACUUUUUUUUUUUCUUAAUAUUUUUACGGUUUUUUUUAUGUAUAGAUGAUAUGGCUGAGAAAUUACAAUCUGAAGUCGAAUUACACGACGUGGAUUUGAGCGCCUUGCAAUUAUUAAUCGAAUAUUCGUACACUGGUCAAGUUCACAUAACCGACGAAAACGUUCAGGUAUUUGAAUGUAUUUGAAUUCUCCUGAUUUAUUAAAAAUGUAUCUAAAAUAAUAUUUAUAUCGAUAUAAUAAGAAAAUUCGCUAAAACUUGGUACACAGUAACUGCAAUUAACAACCUCCCCAAAGUACCAACUAUAUAUAGUAACAACUCGUGUGAUUCAUUUAUACCGUAUAAAACACUCAUUGUUUUGAAAACUAUUGAAUUUUUCUUUUGACAAUUUAAGUAACAAGCAACUCUAAGUUUUACUCUUCGAUUGUUUUGACAUAAGAAAAAGAAAUACAUUUUGAAAAAAAAAAGCACAAUUUAUAGUAAAGUCAUUGAUUUUAGAAUACAAUUCUCGCUUCGAUUGGAAUCUAAAGGUAUUUUUCGUUCAGAACUGCAAUUUAUUUGUGCUGCACAAAUUGUGACCGAUUUAAACAAGUACUUACGCUACCGCCGCAAAAUUAGUUUGUCAAAGACAAAUUUAUCGUGGGAAUAUUUUCGCGUCUGUUUUCGUUGUUUUGCGAUAGUUUUAUUGAACGUGCGUGUGCACGUUCCGCGUCAGGAGAAAAAAAAUCUAAAACUAUAUCAUAUACUUACAACUAUAUGUAUAUUUUCGAAAAAUCAAUAUCCCAAAAAUGAAAUUUCCACGUGAUACGUAUUAUACGUAUAACUCGUCGCCAACGUCGUAUCUCUGACGUCAAUAAAUAAACGCGAAAUUAUUCAUCACUCGCAAUAAUGUCUAUAGGUAUACGACUCGACUCGAAUUGCUAACGAAAUUAUUUUAUACAAACAAAAUAAUAGGAUUUUAUUCUCUACUCGCUGCGAGUCCCAUACGUUUUCGAAAACAAAAGGGACGAAAUAAUAUUAUAUUAUAAAAGAUGAAAAAAAUAACAUAAACAAGGGAUCACACACAUAAUACGUGCAUACAUAUCUGAAUUUUCCCUUAUAUGCUUUAGUGAGGAGCACGGAAGACGUACAAAAUGUACAUUUAUUUAUUAUAUUACGUUUUGGCGAACGGGUCGUGCGGGGAGAUUAUGGGCUUGGAAAAGAAGAGAGACGGCACACAUAAAGAAAACCGUCAAGUUUAUAACAUGAUGUAUAGGUGUAUAAUAUCGUGGAACGUAACACGCACGUGUACGGCACGUAGUCUAACCUAACUUCUAUUCCUCUCUAUCUAAUCGAAUCAUCCAUCUCCAGAGAGGCCUACGGGCGAGUUUUCUCUUUCUCCGCCGAAAACAAUAAUUUUACCUAUCCACGUAUAUAAUAUCGUACAUUUCGCUCGGCCGACCGCAUUUUUCCAUAACGAUUGCAUUCGCACGAAAAAAAUUACACUGCAGCCAACAAAUAUAGUGAUAGAUCGGAUCCGGGCUGCAAGAUAUUAUCGGCCAUCAAUCGAGUUUCGGAGGAAUACGCUAUACGGCCGGCCGUACGUCCUUUUUAAAAUUGAUAAUACCCGAUAAUAACAAUAAUCAGACGCAGCUCGCGUGAUGCACGUAUACAUUAAAACGCCCGAUUCGUUAUUUUUCGUCCGUCAGACGAAACCAUAUUUUCAGAAAUCCCGUGAAUCGGAGAAAACGAUUUGAUCGGUCGGUUCAAAAUCGUCCGGAAAAAUGUAAAUUGCAUACUAAUCAAAUUGCAGCACAUGCCUAACGAAUGUACUGGUACGGAAAAAUAUAAGUGAAUCCGAUUUCGGGAUUCUUCGAGAAAAUAAAUCCAACCGCUUUUCAAUAUUGAUAGAAACGUAUUUUCAAAAAGUAUAUUUAACGAAAAAUUAACCGAACGAAUUCGCAGCCGACAAUAUCGCAAAAAGAAACGUUACAAUUUCGAUAAUUAGGUGUUAGUUGUUUAUUUUCGUUUGCGGCUAUUGCGUUCGAAUCGCUUAAACGCCAUCCCUUAUCGAGCUAUCUGGCGGGCGGCGGGUUUUUUUUUUUUUUAAUUGUUGACAUUAUUUGACGUUUAUUAUUUUAUAGGUACACGGUGUAUAGAUAUAGAUAUACGCGCGGUAUUUUAUUUUAUGAACUUUUGUUUGCUCUUCGCGUAUACACUGCUGCAAUAACCUGUGCGGCCAUAUAGUCUCCCUCUACCCGCCUUUAUGUAUACUCGCCCACAAACCUGCGUGUAUAAACUAACAGGGUCGAAAACGUUACGUGCUCAAGUUCCGCCGUACAACACACGCACACAACACCGCAGAGUAGUCGUAAUAAUAACACGUUCAAGGACCGUCGGGGUCGAAACGAAACAAAUUUCCCCGACAACUCGAUUUUUAUCACGACAUCGUCACGAUAACCAUUUUCAUUCCACAGGUACUGUUGCCCGCGUCGUCUUUGCUCCAGAUAAAUUCCGUCCGGGACGCUUGCUGCUUGUUCCUGAUGAAACAGUUACAUGCGACCAAUUGCCUGGGAAUCAGACAGUUUGCCGGUAAGUGAUGCGCGUCUUCUUUCGCGUCGAAUAAUAAUAAUAAUCGAAAACGCCUGCUGCAGAUAUCGCGCGAGAUCGUAAGAUCGCGAAAGAUAACUUAAAUAAGUUAUAUUAACACAUCUAAUAUAAUUUAAUAUACCGAUUGAGAAUCUUUCUCGACGUAGAAAACCUAAGAGAGAAAAGGGAAAAUAUGAUGUUUGAUGUUAGAAUCGGUGGCGGAUCAAUGACAUAAAAACGGAGAGGGGGGACGCUUUGGAAUUUGCGUUUUUGACAUGCUCAAUGUUGAAUCGUGCUAAGAGUAUAUUGGAGAAUGAAUGGAGAGAGGGACGAUCGCUCCUAUCGCCCCCCCUGGAUCCGUCAUUGAUCAGAAUAGAUUGUUUUAAACAACCUUUUGGUCAAAAAUUACUAGAUUAUUUAUGUUCCAAAGUUUUUAAUUUAAUGUCUUUACAUAUAAAAAAAAAAAAAAUAUUUGAUUGGGAAUUUAUAUAAACUACAUGCAUAAAAAAAUAAUUUCAGUUAUGGUAUUCACAGUACUAUAUAGAAUAAGGAAUUACUCCUAAAUAAAAUAAAGUUCAAUUGAAUUCAAAAUAUUUUCUGUCAGUCUUUUUUAAAAGUAUAUUGUAUAUGUUUAGUGUUCAUAUGCUAUUUAUAACUCUCUACCACCAAUACAAACAUUAUGUGCUUAAAGGAGAUAGACAUUUUUAUUUUAUUGAAUACUUUUAAAUCUUAUUAAACUAUAUAUUUUUAUUCUUGUGCAAUAAUAGAAAGAUUUUCUAAAAAAAAAUUAUUUUUACGAUAUUGUAAAAAGACUGAAAUCAAAAAAAAAACUCAUUGACGACUUCCGUGUCUAACUGCACGUUUUAUAGAAAUUUACACAGAGAUUUUCUAUUCGUGUAAUAAAGGUAAAAAUUCUAAAAAUGGAUUUGGAAAUCGGCCUGGUCAUUUUUUCGACGUAUUUAUAAAACUUUUACGGUUUUUAAAUAUUAAAUUUCGUUUUAUUAAUAUUUGAUACAUAGCCGAAAAAUCAAUAACUCGCCGGCAUUUUCUGUUCCGUGCCUAUAUUUAUUAUAGACGACCGACGACCUAAAUAGGUCCCUAAAAAGGUCGGCAAUAAAAUUAUUAUCGAAUAUUAUUUUACCGGCCGAUCGCGUUCGGUUUUAUCGUCCGCUUUUCAUUUCAAAGCCCGGUCACUCGUUUUCAUUAGAAAACUAUGUAAUAUUUACUUUACAGUCACAGUUCACGCUACGUACGACCCCGUGGGCGCGUCGCUAAACAGUAUUUUCCCCGGGGCUGCCCAUUAAGCCCAAUAAACAUAGUAUUAUUUAAUAAUCUGUUGUAAGGUCAUCUAAACGAUUCGUCAUAAAUUUAUAACCGAAAUUUCAGCCGAUAAAAAAAAUCUUAUAACAUUCAAUUGAUUUUAAUUUUUAAAAUACGAAAUCAGUUGCGUAACAAGGGGGAGGGUGAUUUUGGUGUUCAAACACACACUUUUGAAUAUAUUUAUGCCAACAAUUAUAAUUUUUUCUAUAUGCAGUUAUGUAUCAAAUUUCUAUUCUAGAAGAUAUAGUAUUGUGUAAUGCAUAGAUAAUUAAUUAAGUAUAUGUUAUAUACGCACAAUAAAGUUACAAAAUCCUAGCUAUGCCACCGUACGAAAUAAUAUUAUUUAAAACGUUUUAUUGGGCCUGAUUUUAGGAUUCGAUUAGUGCAGUACUAUAGAAAUAAAAUAAUUAAAAUCUCCCCUGCCAUUACGUAGCCCUGGGCAAGUGCCAAUUUCGCUUAUACAUUAAUCCUGGCCCGUAACGUCCAAAUUUUUUCGGUGCAGUUCUCUGAAAAUGGAUUGGCUGCUAUAAUAGCCAAAAUAGGACGAACUUACAAACCAGGAGAUGUAAAUUAAUUCCGAUUGCAUACAUAUAGAGACAGCCGCGUCAGGAUUUAAAUGCAUUUUUUUUUAUUUUUAUAUUCCAAAAUUAUGUUUUCCGAGUUCACAAUAAUUCGACAUAACCUAACCUAAUAUUAUAAUAUUAUGUACUUGCAGAUACUUCAAAAGUGAAACUUUUUAUUUCGCAUUUUUGCCGUUUUUCCAUUUUAAGUCGGUUUUCAGUAACAUUGUUGCGGUUGUAAAGUAUUUUUUUUUAAUAGUAGGUUUUAUUAAAUAUUUCCUAAGUCCCAUAUAUUAUUUUUAGCAAAUUUAACCGUAGAAAUUAUUUUUUGUUGCGCGAUCAUAUUAUAAUUAAAAGAAAUAAUAUGAUGCGGUUACAACUUUAAGAUCAAAUAUUUUUUGAUCGGUUCCCCGCGGUUUUUUAUUAAUUAUAAAAGUAUUGUCUGCCUGAAUUAAUAUUAUUAUGACUAAAUAACCCGAAUGGGACUGGAUUAACCAUUAAGCACUAUAGACAUUGCCCGGAGCACCAAACUGUUCAAAGACACCAAAUAUUUCUGUCCACUAUCUCAAUCAAAGCAUACAUUUUUUUUUAAACAUUUGUUUAUGAAUGUUUGGAAGAUUAUCUAACUAUAGAGCAUUGUAGAUAAUACGUUUUUAAACUUUAAAUUUUUUUUUGGAAUAUCCGAGUAUUCCAUUUACAAAGUUGAUGUAACUUGAAAUAUAGAAAAGAAACGUAUGAUUUUAAUUUGUAUUUAAUUUUUUGUACGAAUCAACGAUAUUACAUUUUUUUCGUCACAUAAGAAAAAAAGGAAAAACGGGAGUAGAUUUUCCAUGAAAAUUUAACGUACUGGGAUGCCUAUACAAAGCAUUGCCUUUAUGCGCAUUUUCCUCGAACUCUGUACACGAAUACGUGUUUUUUACCAUACAAUUAUAAUAAUAAUAUGACUAAAUAAACAGACACAUCAGUAAAAAUACUUGUUUUCUCAAUUACUGCGGAUGUGCCUCGAACUUGGAACAAACGGUACAACAACAACUAUUUUAUUAUUGAAUUUUGAAUUUUUUUACAAGUUAUGUAUUUUAUUUUAUUAUUCUAGGCAAUAACCACGAUUAAAAAUAAAAACGACUUUAAUGAAAUCGUUUGUUUUUCCCAUGGUUUAUCACGCCUCAUUUUAUGUGCUGCAAAACAAUUUUGAUUUCAUACGUGUUUAUUUAUAAAUGAAGACUUUAUUAUUAUGAUACGUUUUCCGUUUCAGAGACACACUCAUGCAACGAGUUGAGGAAUCGUUCGCAUCGGUAUGCACUGCAGAACUUUGAGGAGGUGAUGAAGACCGAAGAAUUUCUUUUUCUUACUUACUCCGAGGUAUAUAUAAUAUUAACAUACUAUUAUAAUUAUAGAGUACGGAUUUUGAAGGCGUUUGUUUUUUCCGAAUUGGUCCGAUAUGAAGCUCAUUCUAUACAAAAUUUGUUUCAUACUAUUUAUUGGAUUAAUAUUCAAAAUUUGUCAUUCGCUUUUUAAGAUUUUUUUUUACUACCAUAUUGUGGUUUUUUUAAAAAUACUUUUUUCAUUAUUAAUGUUUGAGUUUUAUAUCAACGGGCACGGGUCAAAUAGGUUUUAUCUCGUAAUAUUAACAGUACGAUAAACCUAUAUUUUUUUUUUUUUAUAUUUCUUAUUGGGGAUUUUUUUUUUUUUAGUAAUACUUCGAAAUCCGUUCACUAAAAAAUAAUAUAGAAAUGCCGCUGUUGCUCUGAAAUAUACUUUAUACGUGUAUAUUAAAUAACGGUAGAAAAAGAAAGAAAGAAAAAAACAACGAAAAAACUGAAAGUCCAUUAGGGGUGGGACAGGGGAGAAGGGAGGGGAGUCGUGCAAGAGGUCGUCGACGCGGCGGCGGUCUCUAAAUGUAUAGAACGGUAACGUCACGGGCGGUCGUUCCAGACAGACGGGCCGGCGCGACGCGGUGACCGAAACUUUCCCUGUCGGCGACGGGUCGGGGGAGGGGGAGUUUACGGCGCCAUAGAACUAAAUGGGAAUUUUCACCCCGAACGCCGUAGGUAUAAAUCCCGUCGCGACAAGACCCUCUACAUGCAGGAUAUUCGUAUACGUUACAUUGCGCGACCGAAGAGUGUAAUGUAUUACAUUAUUAUGUAUAAUACGUGCGUCGUUAUGUUAAUAUCCGGCACUGGUGUCUUUGGGCUCGCGAAAAAAUGGGAAACACAAAACAAUACAUUGGUGACGAGACGUGAAAUUCGGACUAUCCGAUAACGCGGAUUUCGGAUUUGAAAUACCGAAAAUGCGGUAUUCGGGCUUUGAAAUUCGAGUUUUUUUUUUUCUUUUUUUAUCAUUGUAAAUGUUUGGUUUUUCAAUAUUUUUAUUCGUAUUAAAUAAAUUUAUAUUUUUCAUUAGCUUUUGUGUUGUACAUAAAAAAAAAAUGCCUAAUCGAAUACAAAAUCCGGAUUUUUCCCGCCAAUAAAAUGUAUACACUUGUACAUAGACUAUUUUUUUUUUUGACGAGUAUUAAAUAAACAAGUUAUAAACACAAUACACCUAUAUAUCAAUUUUUUAUUUUUAAAUAGUAAUAUUAUAAAAUUCACGUUAGGGUUACCUACUCUUCCGACAUAAAUUUCAAACACUGGACCGCUAUAGGUCUAUGAAGUUAGCGAACGGAUGACACUGAGCACUAAUUUUCUUUUCAGUAUUUAUUGUUGAAUUAGUGUUGGCGAACGGUACCACUCAAUAAAUGAGUGUUCUAUUUUCCAACGAGAUAUUGGAUUUUCCGUACAUUUUCACAUCAAACGCAGUGCCCGCAUUUAAUAUUUUAUACAUAAUAUAUUAUUUAUGUUCGGAUAUUUUUAAGUUGAUCGAUUUUCAUUUUCCCUACAAAUUUCCUAUACGCAACUCCUUAUGAUUAUUGAACGUGUGACAUGAACAUGAUACAAACUUAAUACAAUUUAUAUGCAAAUAAUCGACGUGUCCUGUUUAAUUCCCCGCGGGCCUUUGCAUCAAACAUUAAACUCGUAUUAGUGAACAGACCGUGCGCUUGGAAAAUUGAUUAAAAACUACCGCGUGCGCUGAGGAAAGAAACGACGUACUAAAUCGAAUCCCGGAAUAUAAAAAGAUUAACCGCUGGAUAUUGAUGGAUUUUCUCAGUAGAAAGCUAAUAAAUAACUAUCGACCGGCGACCUACAUAAAUAAUAAAUUAUAGUGUCUCGUUAUAUUAUUUUAUAUAAAUUGUUCAGGCAUCUUGGUAGAAUUUCGUAUUGUGUAUUUUUUCAAAAAUGUACAAUUCGUGUUGGUUUUUGGCAGGUCGAAGACUUGAUAUCCAAUGACAAACUCAAUGUGGUGUCCGAAGAGCAAGUUUUCGUGGCUGUCGUGGAUUGGAUCAAACACAAUCAAUCCGAACGAUCGCAGUACAUCGCCAAGGUAUAAUAAUAGAGUCCAUUUCCCGAGUGUCUAAUGCAUAAUAGAUCCCCUAAUUCCUCCAAAAAAAAAAACUUAACUUACCCUUGUAUAUUUUUUUUUAUGUUUAUGAUCACUUUUUUUUGUCUGUGAAAAUCCUCAGAAAUUAUACGUACAUUAAAAGAUACGGAUUUCCCGUUCGGUGGUACAUUAUUCGAAACAUAUUUCUAGAUUCCCGAAAGUUUUUAUGAACCAUUUGAAAAACUGACAACAUCUUUCUAAACCGAAUGCUUUUACCUCGAAUCUUCUUUAGUGUCUAAACUAAUAGUUCCCAACUUCUGUUAUUUUACGCCCCCUUUUGUAGCAUUUUAAACGUCUCUCGCCUCCCUUCCCUUUUUCAUAAACAUGACAAAAGUUCAUCAAGGUGUCGAUAAGCAAACAAAUCUUAUCAAAAAUGUCAACUGCCUCCUAUCGCCUCUACCCAAUCGAUACCCGAUUCCCGGUUAUUAUUGUAUUUUUAUAUUUUCCCUGCAUUGUAAAAUACAAAUAAUAUAAUGAAUACGAAUUUUAUUUCGUGAUGAUUACUUGCGCCUGCUCAGCAAUGCGUACACGCUCCCACUCCUAUUGCGAAAAGCUGGUCAUCUAAACUAAACUGUUGUAACAUACACGCCAUCGUAAGAGCUGCAGUCUCUACCUAUAUUAUAUUAUUGUAUUAUUUCGUUGUUCGUUUCAGCUUUUAGGUCACGUGCGACUGGCCCAGAUGUCGAAAAUGUUCCUGUUGAACGUGGUCGAAACGGAACCGCUGGUGCGCAGUGAACCCAGCUGCAAGGACUUGCUGUUGGGCGCCAUGAAGUACCAUCUGUUGCCGGACCAAAGAUCCGAUUUCGCGAGCAAACAGACCGAACAACGGAGGCCGGACGGCUUGAUGCCGUACAUCUUCGCUAUCGGUGACUGACGACAUUAAAUCAAUUUUUAUUGUUUUACCGUGUAAUAUCGAUAAUAAUACGUAAAUCGCGGUGUUCACUUCAGGAGGCGGCAGCUUGUUUACCAUACACAGCGCCGGCGAGUGUUACAACCCGAGGCACGACCGUUGGCUGCCGAUCGCGCCCAUGUCAAAGUGCAGGAGUCGCGCGGGCAUCGUGUCGCUGGGCAAGCUGAUCUACGCCAUCGGAGGGUAAGCAGCUCUGUCGAUUCGUUCUAUUUGUUUCGGGAUAGUGGAUCGGAAAAACUUGACUCGUCUGUGCACUGCCGUCCGGUUCUGUAAACUCGAGUUUUUUUUCUGGGGGGGGGGGAUAAUCAUAAGAGCUCCGAGGAACCACUGAAUUUACACUAAUGUUUUCCCGUGUAUAUACGCGUAUAUUAUAGGUACGACGGCAUAGUGGACCUGUCCUCAGCCGAGUGUUACGACCCGAACUACAACCGGUGGUCGGCUGUCACGUCACUGGGAACGAAGCGGAGCUGCCUGGGCAUAAGCGCCAGCCACGGGCUGCUGUACGUGUGCGGCGGUUUUGACGGGGCAUCGUGCCUGAGCAGCGUGGAACGGUACGACCCGCUCACCGGCGUCUGGUCUUCCUGUCCCAGCAUGACCACCCGCCGGCGGUACUGCCGCGUCUCCGUUGUCGGUAAGUCGGCCGAACCUAAAUACGCCCGUCCUUCUCUAGUAAAAAGGAUCUAGUUUACAAAAACACUUCAGCGAGGUCCGCAGCCCGUCGUGCCGUGUGAAAUCGAAUUUGUUAGAUUGCAUUAGUUUUCCGCGUUACGGUUCUAUAGCUUUCUGUGAUAAUAGUAUACAUUAAAUAACUGAUAAGAUGAUGUAUAUCCGACACCGUUUGCACGGUUAACGCGCGACCGAACCUUACUUGACCUCAUCUCGCCGUGAAUAUAAUUCUAUUCUUUGUGGUAUCCGUAUCAGAAAAGAGCGUUUCACACGAUACGACGACUUGAGGAACCCCUUUUUUUUUUUUUUUAAUUCAAAUGGGGCUUGCCCGUGUGUUCAUCGCAUUUGUCGUCACUGCCGUCACCUAUUAUACGCAUUGUUUUUGACGGUGUCUCGCAGACAAUUGCCUGUACGCAUUAGGCGGCUUCGACUCGACGAACUACCAGUCGACAGUAGAAAGGUACGACCCGAGGAUGAGCAAGUGGACGACGGUGCCGGCCAUGAGCAGCAGGCGCAGCAGCUGCGCGGUGGCCACGCUGGACGACAUGCUGUACUGCGUGGGCGGCAACGACGGAACCAUGUGCAUGUCCAGCGGCGAACGGCUGAACGUCCGGCGAAACGCCUGGGAACCCAUCGCCACCAUGCAGUGUCGCAGGUAACGCGGGAGAGAAACUCGGUUCUAAACGAAUCUUGUGCUCUCGGAUUUUGUGAUCAUUUUAUUUAUUUUUUUUUCAAAUUUCGCGUUUACCGAUUUUUUUUCCGUCGACAAUCACAAAUCUCAAUACUUUGCAGGGCCACUCACGACAUGGUAGAGCUGGACGGCGGUCUGCUGGUGCUGGGCGGCAACGACAGCAACUCGAGCUUGCACUCGACCGAGCGGUACGACCCGCGGAUCAACCGGUGGACGAUGUCGACGCCGAUGCCGACGCGCCGGAGUUCGGUGGGCGCCGCGCUGCUGUACUGUUUCAAUAUGGACACCAAGCUGACGAACGCCGACGGCGGCAUGACGGCCAUGGCAGUGGCCGCCGGUAACGUCCAGUCCGCCGUGCUCGGUGGCGUCGGCCAGUGCGGCAGCAGCGGCGUCACGGUCGUCACGUCCGGAACGUCGUCUGUCACGCAUUCGCCGUUCAAAUCGACCGCCACGUCCGUAUGA
Molecule: messenger RNA, 55148 nt
Organism: Cinara cedri
Lineage: Eukaryota; Metazoa; Arthropoda; Insecta; Hemiptera; Aphididae
Source: the annotation of a GenBank genome assembly